AUGCGGGUGAGUAGCCUGUGGUGGCUCUGGUCUCAGCGCCAUCACACAUGGCCUCCGCCAUCUUGGUUGUAGUGCCUGGGCUGCAGGUUGGGGGGCCUUGCUGCUGCGCCUAGAUGCUUUGCGAUGGUCGGGGCUUGAAGUUGAGGGCCGGGAUCACGCCCGGUCCAAAGGGGGGGGGGAAACGGGGUCAGUUCCUCGCGGGUCUGGCUCUUGGUUGAGCACUGAUGGGCAGGAUAGCGGGGCAGCGGUCGUCUGCUCCACUCACCGCUGUAGUAGGCCUCGAUUGUGCCAGUGAGGAAGCCUUCUCCAAUGGACUGAAACCCGUUGGGCCAGCCUCACACUGGAUCCAGUGUUCUCUGCCCGAUGAGGGCCACCGUUGCGGACGUUUUUUGUCUUAAUUCAUAGUUUAUGGCUUAUUUGGUCUUAGGUUGCAGGAGCUGGUCUUACUUGCGACCGUCCAGCUCGGCGGUCCGGACCCGCCCCCUUUUUGUAGAUUUCAAUAGUUAGUGUGAAUGACUUUUAAGGGAACACUUAGGCGUACAUUUAUUUUUAAUGUGUCAGUCUUUUUGGAUUUUGCUUCCCACCUGUCCCCAUUCCUGUAAAGAAAACAUUUUACUUUCCUCUAAUCCAGCCUCAAGAAGAUCUCCUCAUCACAGCUCCACUAAGCCAUUUGUGACAAUCGCCACUCUUUGCCAUAGUUCUCAGAAAAGCACUGAAUAUCCAAUUCGAGUAAGGAGGAGCCUCCUCCUGACUGUCUGACUGACCACAAGGUGGAUGCAACUUAUUGUAUUUGUAAAAAUGUCACUUAUUUUCUGGUGGUUGGCCAGCUCUGGUCAAAUUAUGUGCCAGCUCGUGUUUAGCAGAGAUGUUUGGGCCCCAGCAGCCUGGCGCCCAUUACAAAAUAUUGGAGGUGGAGCGAUGCGCCGCUUUACACCAUACCAGUGUAGUAGACAGUGAGGGCAUCAGCUGUGCACUCUCAACCAAUCAUUGCCCCUAUCACUGGUAUGAGUAGGAGCACAGCAUCAUCUCUGCCAUAUUGUAAUAGGGCAGACUGCUGGGACAUCUUUCCCAAAUGCCCACAGACUCCAGGCACCUUAACCACUUCAAGCAGUUUAAGUAGUUAUGGUGCCUACAGAGGUCAUUUGAAGGAGUGAAGAAUAGGGAAAUAACACAGGAAAAGAGUUAAUGACAGCAGCCACAGUUCUGCAGUGUCAAUCAGUCUCUGGCAACCAAUACAUGCAUGUUCGAUUAGGGACCCUGCACUACGUGAUCAAUAAACAUAAUUAAAACGACAAUGGCUAUAAAAUGACAAAGACAGUUUUAACUCCCAACAGUUCACAUUCUAGGGAGUUUUUGAGAAUUUAAAGCGAAAUUCAAAUUUCAGGGCACAAUCACCAAAUCUGAAAAUAUUUUCCCAGUCAGAAAACGUUCCCAGUUUUUAGUUUGGCUGCUGAAUUUUACUAACAACUCCUACUACAAAUAGGGCUAUUUACUAAUGUGAGAACUGAAAGUGAAUAUUUCAAAUUUAAGGCCAGAUAUGGAUGAGAUGUGGAAUUUUCCUUGUUCUAUUUUGACCUAAAAUUUGAAUUUUCCUUUGACUGCUCACGUUAGUAAUUAACCCUCUGAUUGUUAACAUACUGGUUGUAUUUUCUAAUACUGCCAAAGAAACAUGUGGCCCAUUAUCAAUACAAUGCUGCCUCUUCUGAGCAAAUGAGCAGCUCAGCACAGAUAUCUACUAGGCCUGUAAAAUACAUGCUGAAACAGGAAGACAUGUCCAGCUUUCUCUCUCUAGGACCCAUCCACUAAUGCCAGUAAGAAGGAGGAGCCUCUAUUCAGCUUCAAUGCCCUUCCUUGUCUGAGACCUGGAAAUGAAAGUAAAGAGGAAAAAAAAUAGACACAUGGGAGGAAACUGCAACCAAACGACAGUAAAGAGGUUUUUACGACAAAUAUCGUCUAAAUCCUGCUAGAAUCCUGUUAGAAUAUUCUAUGUGUCUUACUUUGUUCAGGGCUCAAAAACCAGCAGGGUGAGUAUCAUGUCCAGGAACUUGUAGAUUAAGCUACAUAUAUAAGCAUAAACAUGCUAAAUAAUAACUAUACAAAGCAUUCUAUAUCCGGAGUCAGGAAUGGGUAGCCUUUUGCCUCUGGCUGGCACGGAGGGGGGUUAAAUGGGAACAUAUGGCACAUACAUUGCACCUUUAAUUAGGUUUUGUUGGCACUUAACCUCUUCAGUGCCAUAACUGUGUAUAACAAUUCAUCCACUGUGAGAUUGUUACUAUACAGAGUGUUAAGAUAAUAAAACAGAACUUAAACCGUUUCAACGCAUAGAGUUAAAACAUAAAUGUACAUAUACAGAGAAGCACAAUUAGAAUAAUGCAAUAGAUGUGUAUUUGUAUAAAAUCCUUGCAUUCCUAUACAGACAAGACUAGACCCACAAUGACUAAUUUACUGCCUGGGCAGUGUUUAUUUUAAAAUAUCUUCCAUUUAGUUUGGAAUGCAUUAAAUGAUUUGCUUUUGAGUUUUAAUUCAUCUUAUUUAUUUCCUAGUGAAUUUGCAUUAUUUAUUUUAGUAGUUGCUGCUGCUGCUGCUGCUACAAAUUGUGCAGGCGAUCAGCUGUAUUUACUGAAAAGUCAAAGACAACCAGAAUUAUUUACUAAAAUAUGAACCAGCAAGAAUGUAACAUUUUUCAAGUUUGAGUGUUUUUUGUUUUUUUCCUGAAAUGAGAAAUUCUUAUUAUUACUAUUCCUGACAAUUCAAACUGUAGUAAACAAUGCUGUAAAUGUGUCCCCUUUGAACCUUUGUCAUGGCAGUGUCAAAACUUGGAAUGUGAUUUGGUUGUUGUGUUUGUAUGAUGCUGGAGAUGUACAGGCCAAGCAGGCUUGAGAAUAUUCUGUUCAAAAUGUUCUGUUUACUUUUAAAACCACAGCAAAUAGACUGGAUGAAUAUCUUGGAGUGAAAUGGGAGUGCCCAAAUAAAGUUUUGUUUAUAACUGACUACCCCACCCUGGGCAGCAGUGUGUAAUGUGAAGCACUAAGAAGCAUGCGAUUCGUCUGGAUACAUGUAUUUUGAGAAGUAGUGGGUUAUGUAUAAAUAAUGGUGCAAUCCGUAAUGAUAAGUAUGAUCUACUUGUCCAGGGCUCAAUAAUAUCCCAGGUCGCCGUGGCGACUAGGAAUUUUGUUCUGGUGCCUGGGUGUGUGUUAGCCCGUACCCUCUGAGGAGUGCGGCCAGGCCAAAGAGAGUGAAGGUUGGGGGUAGGGCGGGGACCAUGAGCGGUUGGCAUGCUGUUGGGAAUGGAGGCAGUGAGGGAGUUGUAAUUUUCUUACUCUGCUCCCUUGCGUGCCGUCGGGAGAUGGAAUAUGACAUCACUCCAUCCCGGCAUCACAAAGUAGCGCGAGGGAGCAUAGCAAGAAGAGCGUCAAGAUGACAGCAGCCCCACUCUGCCACAGGGAAUGCCUAUCCACUCCAGUUCUCUCAAAGGUAGGGAGGCUAGGUGGACUUAAAUUCAAUUAAAACAAAUAAUUUGUGUCUGUGUGUGCAUCAGUUUGUGAGAAUCUGUCAGUGUAUGUAUGAGUGUCUGUAUGUUUAGGUGGCCCUCCAAUCGCAUGGCUAGCACCGCCUCCAUGGUUGAGAUAAUCACGCUUGAUGAUCUCAGCUAACCCAUUGCUUUGCCAUCAGAAUGCAUUGGGAGGCUAUUGCGCAUGCGUGGCAAAACGCUGCACCAAUCAGCAUCUCCUCAUAGAGCUCUUUUGAAUCAGUGUAUCUCUAUGGGAAACGAUCAGUGUCACACACUGUGCAGCACUAACCCAGGAAGCACCUCUACUAGCCAUCUAAUAUUCAGUAAACAUGUGUCCCUCUCCUCCACCUGUCAAUCAGAGGUCUAUGGCAAGGAUUGAGUGACAGGGAACACUGGAUAAACCUGCUAUAGGUGUCACAAUGAUGUUGGCAUGGGAGGAAAUGCUGGGGGGAUAAGAGGACACUUUGACACCAAUGUGCUCGCAAUGAAGCCAGCAUGUUGUGAUCAUUAGAAGCUUGCCCCAUUUGUGGAAGUCCACAAGCAGCACCAAUCAUCCAUGUAUCCUAAAUUAGAUAAUUAGUGCUUUAGAAGAUGUAACUAAAUUUGAAGUGAAACUAUGCUCAAAUUAAGGAGCAUAAAAUUACUACUAUGCAUAAUACUUAAAAAUGUAUAGUAGUGUACAUGAAAGUCCACACCACAUCUGUCAAUCUACUAUUUUUUUCAUACAGCGCCAUACUAAAAUAGUAUGUGAAGGACUGAUUGCCAAGGAACAGCAGAGCCCUACACGUAGAAGCAAAAACUUCACAGCAACUACACGUCUUGUGAAGCAAUACAAUACAGAUGCUGUAAAAAUGAUCUAGUUCGAGACAACAAGCAUGUUGGGCAUGCUUGAAGAAUACAGAAACAAAGUGACAGGCUUCAAACACUAAUUCACUGGCAGUAAGCUGAUUCACUGGUGGAGCUGUGUCCUGCUUUGGAAAGCACUGUCUACUGUACAGCCUAUUGGAGUUUCAAGGAACACUAUAGUGCUGGGUUAAAUGUUUAGGUGCCUGCCCCCCCUCAGAAUAGCGUUAAUAGCAUUCAGAGAUUCCAUGCAGACUAUAGAGAUGCUGAAUGUAGGUCCAGCAAGGAUUGCAGGACCUAACCCAGGAAGACACUCUAAUGGCCAUCUGAGUCACUGCCAUUAGAGGUGUUCCUAGGCAGCAAAGUAAAUGUUGCAUUGCUGAACUUGCAGGGUAUGCUAUAGACACCAGAACAACUACAUUAAUCUCUAAUGGUUCUGGUGACUAUAGAGUCCCUUUAAUAGUGGGCUUUCCUAAGUCAUCACAUUAUUCCAGAACUUUAAAUCACAUGAGUGAACAGAUACCAGUGGGAACAUACCAGAGUGCAGCAGGUUAUUACAUUUGCUUCCUUACACCAGACUUUGUUGGGUUUGUUUAUUGUUGGACACCUGGUGCCUACACCUGGUGCCUACCUGGUGCCUCACUUGGUUUUAUUUCACUAUUUACUCACAAGAAUGGUUCUACGUUUCCAGCUUCACAAUAUGUGGAUCGUUUUAUACUGUGUGAGUAUCUAGUAGACUUUUGCACAGAGAAACAUCUUGUUUCAGUUGAAUUGAUAAUUCUGGGGGGAAAAAAAGCAUUUUGUCCAUGAUAUUUAUACUAACCAAAAUUGCGCCAAUCUGCAAUAUACAUUAUUUAUAUAUUUAACAGUGUAUUGAUUAAAUGCCAUUUGGUUCAACGAUCAAGUGAGAAGAGGUAACCAAUAGAUUGGGGGGGAGGGAGGAAAUGCAGAAUAAUCUACAUUUGUUUGUUUAUUAAAAAGGCAUUGUCACCGUCAUGUGAGUUUUACUUACCUGAACCUGUCCCUUGCGGCCACCGCCAUGAUUUUCAUGCCAGUCCUCUUCAGCUCCUUGCACCUUCAUCUGCAGGAAGCCAAUGUCUGUAUUGUACUUUUUCCCUCUAUUGGUCAAGUCUCACUUAAUCUGUGAAUCAAGUCACCAUUUAAUAGCUGUCCCCUACUAUCUUUGUUUUUUGGCUCCAUAGGCGGAACUCACUAAACAGAUUUAACGUUUAGUCCAUUGUCCACAUCUUUUGUUUUGUGAUUCGUCCAAAUAACAUUUUAGAUUAAACCAGGAGGUUUUAGAAUUCUAGAAUAGAAUUCACCAAAGGAACGGUCCGCACACCUGAUUCUUCAAAAAAUAAAACAACUGUUAUUUGUCAACAUUUCAGUUCAUGAUUAAAAACUUCAGGUUAUAUUUAUCAUUUUCAUUAGAGGAGGCUCUAGAGUUUUGCAAGGCCUUAGGCAAAACUCGAAUAAGAAGCUCUGGUUGAUGUUCUCACAGUGACAGCAAGGCUCUCUGACAGGGUUCAGCAACCUACGGCACUUGUGCCAUGAAUGGCACUCGGGCUGCAUCUGCACAGCACUUAAGGUUGCCAUAGAAAAACGGAUAUCUGCUAGGAAGCUCAGAUCACUUCCUCCCAGCACUUGUCAACUGCAAUGUGCACAGGAGUAGAGCAGACCGGGGCAGCUAUCGCAGCUCCUGCCCUAGACCUCUACCUGGCUAGCCCAGUCCCCACAGGAAGCCAGGGAAGCCACCCACACUGCUAGAUAUACACAAAAUUGCUGAAUAAGCCUCCACCUCAUACAAAUUAUACGAACAGCCCACACAUGCAAUACCAAAAGCAGCCCCACUCAUACCCACCAUCAAACACAUAUGUGACAAAUCACCCAGACACGCAAUUCCACAAGCAGCCCCCAUACAAAGCCCACAUUCAUAGGUAUCAUACACAAUAUCUCAAACUACUCAAGAACAUAUACAAUAUAACAGCCUACAAAAUGUACAACCCUACAAAUCAACUACAGAAGUCUUCAAUAACACAAGCAAAAUACAGCAACAUACACACCUCAAUUUUAAAAACAGGACCGACACAGCAAGGGACUUUAAGAGCUUGUUUCGGCACUGUACUCUUAAAAGGUUGAUUACCCCUGCUCUAAGAGGGACAUGAGGCAAGGCCCCAAGAAGUAUGAGGCCUUGGGCAGUCGCCUAACUGGCUUAAUUAUAGAACAGCCUCUGUAUUUCAUUUACCUUUUUUUUUCUUCAUAUGUUUAAAGCAUUAAAGGACCAUUAUAGGCACCCAGACCACUUCAGCUUAAUGAGGUGGUCUGGAUGCCUGGUCCAGCUAGAGUUAACCCUUUCUUCUAUAAACAUAGCAGUUUCAGAGAAACUGUUCUGAGAAACUGUUAUGUUUAUAGUAGGGUUAAUCCAGCCUCUAGUGGCUCAUUGGCUCAUUGACAGCCGCUAGAGGCGCUUCUGCGCUUCUCACUGUGAAAAUCACAGUGAGAAGACGCCAGCGUCCAUAGGAAAGCAUUGUGAAUGCUUUCCUAUGGACUGGCUGAACGCGCGCGUAGCUCUUGCCGUGCAUGCGCAUUCAGCCGAAGAGGAGGAGAGCUCCCCACCCGGCGCUGGAGAAAGAGGUAAGUUUAACCCCUUCCUCUCCAUCCAGCUCGGCGGGUGGGGGCACCCUCAGGGCACUAUAGUGCCAGGAAAAUGCGUAUGUUUUCCUGGCACUAUAGUGGUCCUUUAACCAGUGAGCAUUGGGCCGUUUUCAUUGAUGGUAGUCAAGUUCAUUAUUGCUCCUUAUGGUGAUUUUAUUUUUAGUUCUAAAUUCCUAUUUUGUAAGUCCUUUUUGCAUUCUCCACAUUUUGUCUUCUAAACUCUAAAGUGUUAUACUUUGCAUUCUAGCAAUAAAAAUAUUGUAAUGUCCUGGGACACUGGUAUAACAUCUUGACCAUUUGAUAUGCUGUACCUUUGCCAGUCUUACUAAAUUUAUACCUUCACAACCUCGAUCAUUUUAGAUGUAGGACUACACAUCUGCAAUCAUCUCAUCUCAAUGGCAAUAGUAACCCAGGGAUUUAAUAUUGGCCUUAAAAGGAUUUUUAAAGUCCCUAAUUUUGAUAGGAACCUUUCUUUUGUUGAAGUGUAUGUGUAUAUAUAUAAUUUUUUUUUUUCCACAGGUGUUCUUAUGGAAAGGCAAAAACGGAGCGAAGAAAUCGAGAAAGGCCUGCAGUUUAUUCAGUGAGUAUUUUUUUUAAAUUUUAUUUCAAAGAAGCAAAUUCAGUGCAGAUGACCUGCAAUAAACAGUAGUAGAUUCAAUGUGUUAUACAAUAGCAUUUGGUUAUGUGACAGCAUCAUUUUUUCCAGUGAAAGAAGUGUAAUUUAUCGGUAGAAAUUGAACAAUUAGAGCUAACAGGAGGGGGAGGGAGGAAAAGUAGUAGGUGGAUGGAAUUGAGAAGUAGAAGGCUAAUAAACAGAUACAAAGUGCCUUUACUAAAAAUGGUUUAGGUGGUUUAUUACUAGUAGUAGUAACUUUCAAGUGUUUUUGUUUUGUGUGUUUUUCUUUUUGCGUUCCCCCCCACCUCCCCUUCCCCCUCAAAUACAGUUUUAUUUAUGAAUUUCUUGGUGAUGUGUGUGUGUGUGUGUAUAUGAUCAGCAUCUCUAUAAGGAGCGGCUGAUUAGGGAGGUGAUUUCUGUGCAUGCGCAGUAUUUCUCCCACAAUGCUUCUCUGGGUGAGGUGCUAAAUCUAAAUUGGGUAGAAGAAACCCUAUUGUUAGAAAUACAAGUUUAUAUUUCUAAUGUUGGUGUUUCCCCUUAAAGGGUUACUAUAACUGUUUGUUUAACAAAGUAUUUUUAAAGGAACACUAUAGUCACCUAAAUUACUUUAGCCUAAUUACUUUUACUAACAAAGCAGUUUUAGUGUAUAGAUCAUUCCCCUGCAAUUUCACUGCUCAGUUCACUGUCAUUUAGGAGUUAAAUUACUUUGUUUCUGUUUAUGCAGCACUAGCUACACCUCCCCUGGCUAUGAUUGACAGAGCCUACAUGGGAAAAAAAACUGGUUUCACUUUCAAACAGAUGUAAUUUACCUUAAAUAAUUGUAUCUCAAUCUCUCAAUCUCUAAAUUGAACUUUAAUCACAUACAGGAGGCUCUUGCAGGGUCUAGCAAGCUAUUAACAUAGCAGUGGAUAAGAAAAUAUUAAUUAAACAGAACUUGCAACAAAGAAACCCUAAAUAGGGCUCUCUUUACAGGAAGUGUUUAUGGAAGGCUGUGCAAGUCACAUGCAGGGAGGUGUGACUAGGGUUCAUAAACAAAGGGACUUUAACUCCUAAAUGGCAGAGGAUUAAGCAGCAGUGAGGCUGCAGGGGCAUGUUCUAUACACCAAAACUGCUUCAUUAAGCUAAAGUUGUUCAGGUGACUAUAGUGUCCCUUUAAGUUCAUAAUGCCCUGUUGGGCACCAUAACCAUUGUCAAAAAUAGGUUUUUACUUACCUGGAAUCCAGCACCGGGGGAAGCUUUCCACAGCUUGUAAUGACAUUAGGGUUGCUGCGUGAAGUACAGUCACUGGCUUUUCGUAAUUAAGUCUGUUUGGACUAUUUUGAUGGCUCAGAGUGCAUGUGUGCAAUCUGAGCCUUUGAGGGAGGGUGGGAGGAUUUUUCCCAUUUUUUUCAUCUGUGGGAGGAAGUGCACAGUAGUGGGUGGGAGAGAGCAAUUUUCCCCUUGCAGGCGCUCUGCCUCCAAAGAAGGAGAUAAUUACAUCUGUUGGCAGCCUACUGUGCGCGCUGAUGUCAGACGCAAAAUAUGCACAGAAUUGACAUUAGGCAGCCCGGAACAGAGUAACAGAUAACUUCGUAUUUGCAGUAUUUAAAGCUAAAACCUUGCACAUACAUACUCCUACCACCAUCAACACUUGAAAUUACUGAAGUGGUCAUGGUGGUUGAAGUAACCCUUUUAUUGCAUUUGAUUUGGUUUUGACCACAUGUUUUGGUUUUUUUUUUUUUGGUUUGUUUGUUUUUUGGCAAAUACAUUUUUUUUACAGUAGAAUUUCACUCCUACACCUUCUUAUUGCCAUUUAAGCAUUUCCCCUCAUUUAAAAGAUGUUGCUUAGCCAGUGAGUGAUUAGUGGAAGCUGAGUGACUAACGUGACUGCCCCACAGCUCUUAUUGUCCAUAUAGUAUGGUAUAACAAGCGUUAUUAUCUGUAUAUUAUAACAAUAUUAGGAGAAGAAUGAAUGAAGGCAGUUUUCUCAAACAGGAAAGGGCCGUGCGCGCAUUCAGCCAGUCCAUAGGAAAGCAUUCUCAAUGCUUUCCCAUGGACGCUGGCGUCUUCUCACUGUGAAAAUCACAGUGGGAAGCACCUCUAGCGGCUGUCAGUGAGACAGCCGCUAGAGGCUUGGUUAAACCAUAUGUAAACAUAGCAGUGUCUCUGAAACUACAAUGUUUACAGCAGGCAGGGUUAACCCUAGAUGGACCUGGCACCCAGACCACUUCAUUGAGCUGAAGUGGUCUGGGUGCCUAUAGUGGUCCUUUUAAAGUCAUUCUUAAAGGUAACUGUAAACAGAAAAAAAUGUUUUAUUAAUAUUACUAAAAUACUUAGCUCUGUAUUAGAACUUACAAUGUGUGAUCACUGAAAUGCAAAUUAAAAAGAUAAGCAGGGAUAAACAGUUGUAGCACAAGAGGGAGGGAUAAAGACCAAAAGCACUCAGACCUUCUAUAUCUAUUCUAUCUAGGUUACUAUGUUGCAACAGUAUAUCAAAGCUCUAUUUGUAAUCUGGGAAAGAUACAUGUAGCGAAUUUAGACCGUAAGAUGUAUUUGAAGUGGAAUUUUUUCUUAAAUAUAAGAACUUGGGACUGCCUUAAAGGACCACUAUAGUGCUCUGAGGGUGCCCCCACCAUCAGGGUCCCCCUCCCGCCGGGCUCUGGACAGAGGAAGGGGUUAAAUCUUAACUUUCUCCAGCGCCGGGCGGGGAGCUCUCCUCCUCCUCCUCCUCUUCGGCUGAAUGCGCAUGCGCGGCAGGAGCUGCGCGCGCAUUCAGCCAGUCUCAUAGGAAAGCAUUUACAAUGCUUUCCUAUGGACGCUUGCGUCUUCUCACUGUGAUUUUCAUUAAGCUGAAGUGGUCUGGGUGCCUAGACUGGUCCUUUAAUUUGUUCUUCUCUGGGUUAUGCCCUACUUGACCAAUUUUGGCAAGAAUUUGAGAUUUUUUUAUAUCUCUAUAUUUUGCUGUUUUUUUUUUGUUUUUUUUCUUCUUGUAACAAUAUUAUUUUGGGUCUAUAGGUUCCCUUAUUGCGAUUUGAUCCCUCUCCAUUCCACUUUGCCCCUCUUCUGCAGCCUUCAGCUCCUCUUCCUCUGACGUCUGCAUCCAACCUCACAAUGUCAGUCAUUCAAUUCUCAUAGAGUUAGGAGCAGGUGGAUUUAACCCUAUAAUGUAAUGUAAACAUUGCGUGGUUAUAAUGACAGGGCCACUGCACCCAGGCUACUUAAUUUAGUGGUCCUUUUAUAUUAGUGGCACAAGGUUAAAAAAAAAAAAUCAUUGUCUUGCUUAAUUAAUAGAAUAUGGUGAACAUUUGACUGUGUAACUUGUUUUUUUGUUUUUUUGUUUUUUUUACCCUCUCAUUUAACAGAUCAACAAUACCAUACGGUGGAAGUCGAGAUGAAUACCAGGUAUGUAUGUAUGUAUGUAUACAGAUAGUGGUGUUUGAACAAUUAUUUUUAUUUUCUUCGAAUUGUAACCCUUCUCUGACAUGCAGAAAAAAUGGAGUAAUUAUUGGUAAUGUAAACUUUUAUAUAAAACUAAAAGCAGAAAUGUUGUAACAGCUUCUCCUUGGGAUCUCCUUCUGGCAGUAUAGGCAGACUUCUGUACGCUGCAGUCCUGCCUCCAUUUGUACAGCUGGGCCAAAUGUCAACGUCACGACGUACGUGAUGUACAAUUACGUCAUAUACUAUGCCCCUAGGCAUCUGUAGGUGUGGUUGUGACCCUAUUGACCUCACAACCCUUCAAACCUAUAGAAAACUCGGUUUAAUGGUGUUCAGUGCCCUGGUUUGGAUCCUAUUGUUUAAUAAUAGUGCGGUCUUACUGUUGUGUGUAUCUUGGCUUUGUUGACCCAGCUAUCGAUGACUAUUCUGUUCUCUGUAAUCUCUUCACCCAGCCUCUGUUAAUAGCACUAGUGCAUUUUUGACCUUGACUUCGUUGACUCUUCUUUUACUGUGUAUACAUUAAGUCUGGCCACCUUUAUGAUGCAUAUUAAUCCUAAAUAUUCAGAAUGUAGUUAUGUGUACUAAGUGAAGAACCCCAUAAAGUAAGCAUUAGUAAUUCAUGUUCUCACAUUAUGUCUAGUACUGAAGCCUUAAAUGAACACGCAUUGUACAGCGCUACAGAAUUUGUUGGCGCUUUAUAAAUAAAAAAAUAACAACAUUCCAAGCACCAUAACAACUACAGAUGUGAUCUAAGCAUGGUAUUGCAGUGCUUGGCUCAGAUUAGCUCAUAGAAUCUUCUUGCAGGAGCUUCUGGUUAGAAGCAGCAACCAGCUUUGUGGUUCAAGGGCACUCAUGGCACCAUAACCACUACAAAGCACUGUACUAGUUAUGGUGCUUGAAGUGUUCCUUUAAAUAGGUAGUUGCAACAAACUGAUUAUAAUUUUAUAUUCAUUGUAAAUUUGAUACAUGUGUAUUCUUCUCAUAAAAGUGUCUAGAACAGAAAUGGUGUAACUGUAUCCCCAUAUUUGUUAUCCCGCAAUUUUAAGUAGCCUUGCAAAAUCUUUUGUGUUUGUGUGCACUGUUCCCUAGUCUGCAUUUAGAACAGAAAGGGUAGAAUCAACUUAUUUUUUUUUAAUUUAAUUUUUUAACUCAAGAAGCUCUCAGAUCUAAAGUGUAAUGCUAUCUUGCUCACCAUAGGCUGAGGUAUUCUUUGUGUUUAAUGAAGUUUACAAUUACAGUUUGCAAAAUAAUUUGCCCAUCUGUUCGUUAAUGCCAUACUACAUUAAACGUUUUUCUUCACUAUUUAGUAGAUAUACCCGCAAAGAAAACAUACAGUUUUUUAAUUUUUUUUGUGUGCAUGUUCUCUUUGGUAGCUCAGUGGAACUAACGGAAGAGGAAGAAAUCCUCCCCAGCUGUCUCACAGCCAGGGAGAUGUUGCAGUGAGGUUUUAUAAAUGAAGACCUCGAUUUUAAUAAGCUUUCAAUAUGACUCCAUACUGUAUGAAAAACAUUCCAUAUUCCUCUGUAUGUCUUUCUGCUCGUCUUUCUGCUCAUGUGCAAUAUUUUCCCUGCACCUAGUCUAGCUGCUCAAGAUGGGUUAUAAUGGAAGCAAAAAUCGCAGAGGUUCUAAGCCUGUCCCCCUGGCUCUCAGAUGUUGAUGAAGAAUUUUUUUUCUGCGUACACAAGUUGAAGGGAUUCCACUCUUCCGUCGGGGCUUGGGUUCACGGCAGAUCACUGAACAGUUGAUUUCUGUGCACAAAAUCAAAGCAGACAGUGAAUAGCCUGAUGGCAGCCACAGUAUGAUUGCUAUGACCUUUUUGAACUGUUGCACUUAGCCUAUGUGGUUAGUGGAUCUGUGGCUGAGUCAUUCAUAAAAAAACAAAACAAAAGCCACAAACCUGAAUGCGAAGCUGUUGAUGGUGAAGUCUCUUCCUGGUGAGACUUUUUCUUGUCAUGGGGAAAAGUGUCAACAGAAGAUACAGCAAGGUUCCAAAUCACAUUUUGCCCCAUCCUGCACUACCUUUUCCUGUUCAGUUUAUAACCAUUCACAUUGCUUUUUCUCUAUUUUGUAGAUGUUUCUACGGCAGCUGGUCCUUAACUUGUAUGCUGAGGGCAAUGACACCUUUCAGGAGACUAACCUUAAGAUUGCAUUGGGCCACUACACAGAAGGACUGACUGUAGCAGAGUAUGCAGAAUCUGAUGGUCUUAGCAUUCCGCAAGAAUUGUUGUGCAAGUUGUAUGUGAAUCGAUCCUGCUGCUAUUUCUCAAUGGUAAGUUUAUGGCUACAGAUAAAACCAUGAUUACACAGCAAUUUUCUAUCAAUUAUGUUGUUUGUGUGCAUGUUUUAGGUUUGUUACCUCUGUAUUGUAUGUUAUAUUUUAAACACUGGUUUAUUAAAAACAUUUAAUAUGAUGUAUCGGUCAUAGACCUUUUAUAUUUUUUUUUAUGUAACCCCUGCAUCUCCUUCUCUCUCGACUGUCCUCUUUCGUACAAAAUCAGAAUAGUCUUUAAGUUGAAGGGGGACAAAAACACAUAUAGUAUUUAGAAAAUUGAGUUAAGUAGCCAGUGUGUUUUCUUUGUAUAAACAGCUUAAUUUCUCUAAAUUUUUUUAAGAGCUUCCAAUGAUGCUUUCCAAGUAUUCUGCCAGAGUGCUAAUCACCAUAAUCAGGAUAUCUAUGCAUUCACAGUGUCUCAAAAUAUAUAAUAUAGGUCUCAAUUUAAAGGGACACUAUAGUCACCAGAACAAUUACAGGUUAUUGAAUUUGUUCUGGUGAAUAGAAUCAUUACCUUCAGGCUUUUUGCUGUAAACACUGUCUUUGCAGAGAAAAUGCAGUGUUUACAUUACAGCCUAGUAAUAACUUUACUGGCCACUCCUCAGAUGGCUGCUAGAGAUCCUUCCUGGGUCAUGGCUGCCUAAAAUGCAUCCGAACAUUUAGUGUCUCCUCCCUCUGCAUGCAGACACUGAACUUUCCUCAUAGAAAUUCAUUGAUUCAAUUAAUCUCUAUGAGGAGAUGCUGAUUGGCCAGGGCUGUGUUUGAAUCAUGCUGGCUCUGCCCUUGAUCUGCCUCCUUGUCAGUCUCAGCCAAUCCUAUGGGGAAGCACUGUGAUUGGAUCAGGCUGCCACUUAUGAUGAUGUCAGCAUACAGCUUUUUUUUUUUUUUUUCCUGAGGCAAACAGCAUGCAGAGUUACAGCUUCAGGCUUGAAUACAGUAAGAUGUUGCUAUAUUUAUGGAGGCAUGAGGGGCCCAGGGGGGCUAGAUGGGGGUUUUAACACUAUAGGGUCAGGAAUACAUGUUUGUGUUCCUGACCCUAUAGUGUUCCUUUAAUAUUUUUCUAUAUGUUUUAAAAGUGAUUUAUGGGCACAUUUUAUUGGAGGAGAAGGAACGUGGAAGUUUAUUUAUGAAUAAAAAAUCUGGGGGGGGGGAAUUCUAAAAGUGGAAGAAUUAACAAAUGCACAAUGGUUUCAAUGGCUAGUACUGCGCUAGAACUUUGUCCCAGAAUUGCUCUUCAUACUGGUCUUAUAAGUGAGAUUCACAGCCAAGAUAAAGGCAACCAGUUCCUUUACAGAGCUAUAUACAGUUGUGUGGAUUACUACAUUUUAAUUAUUUUUCUAGACCCAACAAAUUCAUAUGUUGUUAAAUAUAGGCGGGAAGCACAGUUCCUUAUUUCUUCACCCCGCUAAACAGGUAAAUAAAAAAUAAAAUAAAAAAAAAAUAUAAAUAAAUAAAUAAAUAUAUAUAUAUAUAUAUAUAUAUAUAUAUAUAUAUAUAUAUAUAUAUAUAAUAUAUAUAUAUAUAAAUAAUAUAUAUAUAUAUAUAUAUAUAUAUAUAUAUAUAUAUACAAAGAGGGGGUUGGUUGCACUCACCUUAACAUGCAUAAAUGGGGGUGCUGCUGGGGGCCAAAGAAUACAAUACACAAGAUCCAGCGCACUCACCUAUCCACUAAACAGCAACUUCAAUGUUGAAAGAUUUUGUUUUUUUAAAAACACCUAAUCUAGGCAAAAAUAAUGGGGGUUUAGUUACAUUAUAUGAUCUACAGUGCAUUUUUUUAUAUAUAUUUGGGAGUCUAGCCAACUCCUUGGUUUUGCACCCCUCCCUGUCACAGGUGCCUCAUCCUAGGGCCCUAUUUAGCCUUGUACUGCAGAGAGCCCCAGAUGGAAUUUCUUUCCCCAAGUAGGUUAAUCUCAUAAGAGCAGACAUUAGGCUGUUAGUGUAGGACCUGCCAAAGAUGGGGUACAUUGACGUUGUGGCAGGCUUAUGCACUGUAUGAUCAUAUAAUGUAACUAAACCCCCAUUAUUUUUGCCUAGAUUAGGUGUUUUUAAAAAAACAAAAUCUUUCAACAUUGAAGUUGCUGUUUAGUGGAUAGGUGAGUGCGCUGGAUCUUGUGAUAUAUAUAUAUAUUACAUAUACACACCUUGUGCAGGUGCCUGCAUACCUUUUUAAUGAAACAUAGAAAUGCUACAUUUCUGUCUUACGGAAACCUCUCCAUCCCAUGAUGCCUUGGGCGUGGGCCUGCAUACUCAGGAAUCGAACAUAGAAAUGCUGUACACACAUGCACAAGCUUUGCAUUUUCUCCCACAGUGCCAUAUGGGUGCAUGCAACUGUUAGCUAAUUUACAUAAUUAACAGACUUUGUCCUGUAAAGUAUGUAAUUGAAAGUAUAUGAAAACAUAAAGAAUUGGUAUAACCAAUAAUACAUUUUAGUUAGCUAGCUUGUGAUAAAAUUGAGGAUGUGACAUUUCUUCAGGCAUGUAUGGCCUACCUCAGAAAUUAGGUUUACACUUCUAAACACAAAGAGAAUGGAAUGAAAGGAAAAAAGGUUUGUAUUUAUACAUUGAUUCCUAGAAGUGUUAAGAUUUGUAAAUUCAUUAGAUUUUCUCUGUAUUUUCUUUUUUUUUUUUUCUUAAGUCACAAGGUCAUCAUUUAUGCCUUUAGAUUAUCUCAUAAUGUGCUAUUCAUUAAAAUAAAAAUGUCCACUUUUAUAAAUGUGCAUGUGACAAAAAUUUCUAUUUUGCUAUAGCCUCAGACUAUUUUCUACACUUCUUUUUGCAUGUGUACUUGUCUUUGUAUAUAAAUUUAAACCGAUCAUCAUGUAAAUCUGCGUUUUUAUAUAUAUAUAUAUAUAUAUAUUUUUUUUUUAGAAUAUCUAGUUUUUGAAAGUUUCUUUACAUUAAAGGAACACCCCAAGCAUCAUAACCACUUCAGCACCUCCACCAAUGAACAUAGUCAAAAUGUUUGCUAAUGGUGAUGCAGGGAUUAGCUCAGGAGAGCUAAUGGAAGCCCCUAGCAGGAGCUUCCAGCUCUCAGUGGAGAAAGGGACUGACACCUGGCAGACCCCCGGUAAGUUAUCAACCAUGGUUAUGGUGCUUGCUGCGUUCCUUUAAUUUAAUCUUUGUUUCUUGGGCUUUAUUUUUGAGUUUUUAUUUACAGCAAAUCUGUGAUCAGUGCCGUAGGGACAACAGCACUUGGUCACACCUGACAACGUGAGAAUAGUGAGUGGUUUACUAAAACACCGCUGCUGGACUGCUGUUAGGAUAGUAGUAAAGACUGUAUUUAAGAGUGCUACCUUGUCACCAAAUGACGUGGUCUCAUCCCAAUCACUUCCGUAUUCAUUCUUAAAUGCCAUGCUGUGUAUUUGUAGAGUGGUUUAUGGUAGAUGUAAAGCAAUGGUUGUGAGGAAUAUUGAUCCAUACAGCAGUUUUUGCACCAAAUUAAUUGCUGUGUGCAUUUAAAAAACAAAAAAUAAACACAAAAAAAGGAAACUUCAAUGAGAGCUGACUGGAGAGUCCAUUAACUUGUGAAAGUUCGUCUCUUUAUUGCUUUUUUGUCUCUACCUUGUUCUUUAUUAGUAUAUAGCGUUUAAUCAUGUUUGCCAUGGUCUAAUUUUACCAGUUUUACUAUUUGUGUGUGUUUAUAUAUUCUCUGUAACUACAAACAUAAUUAAAUAAUGCUUAUUGUGUAACUAUAUCAUCCAGGCACUACAAAUGUUUGUGUACAACACAAAUAUGGGAGUACGGCUCUAGAUAUAAAAUAAAAAAAUAUUAUAGUGUACCAUUUAGUAGAUAAACAACUUAAGUAACCAAAUUCACUCACAAGAUGUAGGAAUUGGCAUGCGUUAAAGGGAUCCUCCCCUGGUGAUGUUAAGGGGCCAAGGAACAGCUCCUUCCUUGCUGUACAGAGGUGCUGUUUCAGGAAGGCUUCAAUGCACUUUGUUCUUGUUCAAAGCAAAUUUAUUCCAGCAUAAAAAAUAAAAUACAGAUAGCAAUUGAAGGUCCUAUGUGUCUCGCUCGCAAUCUGUGAUGCGUUUCGACUUCCUUAGGGACCAUGAAAGUAAUCAAAUAAAAGUAAAGAAGUAUAUACAAAAUGCAACAUGAAACCCUCCGACACCAUCCCUGUAGGUGGUUUAUCUACUAAAUGGUGUUAUACUAUUCUAUUGUUUUUCUUUCUUUAUAUAAAUAGCUUAAUUCCUACAUUAGAGUACAUUUUUAUAUAUUUUACAAUUGCUGGAAGAUUUUGUGUGUGUGUGUGUUCGUUCUCAGCACUCGAGCUCUCAGCCUUUUACUCGCUCCGGUGCAAUCUCCAACCAAAUAUAUAAUCCAAGUAGAGAGCACUCUGGAGUCUUAAUAAUAAUAUCAAACUGUUGCUUAAUUAAGCAAAUACAGUGGUACAUGUAAAUAAGUCGAUGUUUCAGUCUAUUCUUGAUAAAAGUCUGAAUCAAGACAAUCAUUGUCUUAAAAAAAGUCUGAAUAGACUGAAUCGUCGACUUAUUUACGUGUACCAAUGUAUUUGCAACAGUUUGAUAUUAUUAUUAUUAUUAACUCUACUUGGAAUAUUAUAUAUAUAUAUAUACACACACAGUUGCAAGAAAAAGUAUGUGAACCCUUUGGAAUGAUAUGGAUUUUUGCACAAAUUGGUCAUAAAAUGUGAUCUGAUCAUCAUCUAAGUCACCACAAUAGACAAUCACAGUCUGCUUAAACAAUAACACACAAAGAAUGAAAUGUUGCCAUGUUUUUAUUGAACACACCAUGUAAACAUUCACAGUGCAGGUGGAAAAAGUAUGUGAACCUCUAGACUAAUGACAUUUCCAAGAGCUAAUUGGAGUGAGAUGUCAGCCAACUGGAGUCCAAUCAAUGAGAUGAGAUUGGAGGUGUUGGUUACAGCUGCCCUGCCCUAUAAAAAAACACACACCAGUUCUGGGUUUGCUUUUCACAAGAAGCAUUGCCUGAUGUGAAUGAUGCCUUGCACAAAAGAGCUCUCAGAAGACCUACGAUGAAGAAUUGUUGACUUGCAUGAAGCUGGAAAAGGUUAUAAAAGUAUCUCCAAAAGCCAUGCUGUUCAUCAGUCCACGGUAAGACAAAUUGUCUAUAAAUGGAGAAAGUUCAGCACUGCUGCUACUCUCCCUAGGAGUGGCCGUCCUGUAAAGAUGACUGGAAGAGCACAGCGCAGACUGCUCAGUGAGGUGAAGAAGAAUCCUAGAGUGUCAGCUAAAGACUUACAAAAGUCACUGGCAAAUGCUAACAUCCCUGUUAGCGAAUCUACAAUACGUAAAACACUAAACAAGAAUGGAUUUCAUGGGAGGAUACCACAGAGGAAGCCACUGCUGUCCAAACAAAACAUUGCUGCACGUUUACAGUUUGCACAAGUGCACCUGGAUGUUCCACAGCAGUACUGGCAAAAUAUUCUGUGGACAGAUGAAACCAAAGUUGAGUUGUUUAGAAGAAACACAACACUAUGUGUGGCGAAAAAAAGGCACAGCACUCCAACAUCAAAACAUCAUCCCAACUGUGAUUUAUGGUGGUGGGGGCAUCAUGGUUUGGGGCUGCUUUGCUGCAUCAGGGCCUGGACGGAUGGCUAUCAUCGAAGGAAAAAUGAAUUCCCAAGUUUAUCAAGACAUUUUGCAGGAGAACUCAAGGACAUCUGUCUACCAGCUGAAGCUCAACAGAAGAUGGGUGUUGCAACAGGACAAUGACCCAAAGCAUAGAAGUAAAUCAACAACAGAAUGGCUUAAACAGAAGAAAAUGUGCCUUCUGAAGUGGCCCAGUCAGAGUCCUGACCUCAACCCGAUUGAGAUGGUGCGGCAUGACCUCAGGAAAGCGAUUCCCACCAGACAUCCCAAGAAUAUUGCUGAACUGAAACAGUUCUGUAAAGAGGAAUGGUCAAGAAUUACUCCUGACCGUUGUGCACGUCUGAUCUGCAACUACAGGAAACGUUUGGUUGAAGUUAUUGGUGCCAAAGGAGAUUCAACCAGUUAUUAAAUCCAAGUGUUCACAUACUUUUUCCACCUGUACUGUGAAUGUUUAGAUGGUGUGUUCAAUAAAAACAUGGCAACAUUUCAUUCUUUGUGCGUUAUUAGUUUAAGCAGACUGUGAGUGUCUAUUGUUGUGACUUAGAUGAUGAUCAGAUCACAUUUUAUGACCAAUUUGUACAGAAAUCCAUAUCAUUCCAAAGGGUUAACAUACUUUUUCUUGCAACUGUAUGUAUGUAAUAUAUAUUGCCAGUGAACUAGAGCUUGGCUCUGUUGUAGUAAUACUUUUACAUAAUAUGCUCUGUAAAUAAAUAUAACCUGUAAAAUGGCACAGCACGUAGCUAACUUAUUGGUGGUACAUACAUCUGACUUCUGCCAACUCUGCAUCCAGUCUGUUGCAUGUAUCCCCACUGUUAUGCAAGUUACUUUUUUACGUGUAUAUAUUCAGAGUAAUAUUUGAGUUCUAUUUAUAAAAGAACAAAAACAUUCGGUCCUGAUUUCACUCUGAAAUGUUUUCUCCACUGAUUAAGAUUAUACAUGUCGUUGUGCAGGGUCUGUUCGAGAAGUCGUUGGAUGAUAGUGAACAUGCUCUGAGUUUGGACAAGGAGAACAUGCGAGCAUUAUAUCGCAAGGCCAAAGCACUGUACAAGCUUGACAAGCAUCAGGAGGCUUAUAGUUGCAUUAGCCACAGGUUGCUAGUGCUAGUGCAGGUAUACCAACGGCACCAGAUAAUUGUCUUUUGUCUGUCUUCUAGAAGGGAAAAAUAACACCUGCUCCAAUUUGUUCUCUAGGAUGAAAGCGUGACGGAACUGGCUCAAGAGCUUGUGCUGAAAUUGGGUUUAAAACAGCGGAAAGCAUACAAGAGACCACAGGUAUGAAUCAUGGAUUUUCCAUCUCUUACAGUCCCAUAGGUUUAAUGUGUGGUAACAGACAGCCUUUAUAAAAUAUUGGAUACAAUGUGUUCAGUAAGCUUUUUACUUGUACAAAUCAGAGUUGAGAUGGACCACCCUCCAUUAAUUACAGUGGAGUGGAUUUACAGUCAUUUCAUUUUGCUAAUGCUGUAUGUUAUGUUAGAUAUGCAUACACUUCAGUGAUUGUCUACUAAUUGUACCAGAAAGUUCACCUAUCAUCAUUUACAUACUAUAACCAUACCAAGCUGUACAAUUAGUUUUAAAGAGGCACUCUAAGAUACAUAACCACACUCUUUGUUAUGGAUGGUGCUAAGAGUCUGUGUUAGUUCAGCUCUGUUAUCGAUGUUGGAUAGAUUUGCAGUAGAUUCUGGCAAAAUCAGAUUUUUUUUAAAAUUAUCAUUAUGGCGUUCUACAGAUUCCCCUACUGUUCUCCAUCUAUACUGCCUCCCUUGGUAAACUCAUUAGCUCAUUUGGCUUCCAAUAUCAUUUCUAUGCAGAUGACACGCAGAUCUACCUGUCCUCCCCUGAUUUCUCCCUGUCCCUUUUGACUAGUGUCUCUGACUGCCUCUCUGUUGUUUCUAACUGGAUGGCUGCCCACUUCCUUAAACUAAACUUGACCAAAACUGAAAUUCUGGUCUUUCCUCCCUCAAGUGUUGUUACUCCUGUGUCUGUCUCCCUCCAAGUCAACGGUGCUACCAUCAGCUCGCUGCCUAGGUGUUCUCUUUGACUCCUACCUCUCCUUCAAGCCUAAUGUUAAAUCUAUCGCCAAAUCCGGUCAUUUCCAUCUCAAAAACAUUGCGUGCAUCCGCCCCUACUUAACGCCAGAUGCAACUAAGAUAUGUAACAGGGUUGAUGUUCCAGGAGGGAUAAGCCAAAUGACAAAUGAUUUAGGUAAACUAGAAAAAUGGUCAGAAUUGUGGCAACUGACAUUUAAUGUGGAUAAGUGCAAGAUAAUGCAUCUUGGAUGUAAAAACCCAAGGGCAGAGUACAGAAUAUUUGAUAGAGUCCUAACCUCAACAUCUGAGGAAAGGGAUUUAGGGGUGAUUAUUUCUGAUGACUUAAAGGUAGGCAGACAAUGUAAUAGAGCAGCGGGAAAUGCUAGCAGAAUGCUUGGUUGUAUAGGGAGAGGUAUUAGCAGUAGAAAGAGGGAAGUGCUCAUGCCAUUGUACAGAACACUGGUGAGACCUCACUUGGAGUAUUGUACACAGUACUGGAGACCGUAUCUUCACAAGGAUAUUGAUACCUUAGAGAGGGUUCAGAGAAGGGCUACUAAACGGGUUCAUGGAUUGCGGGAUAAAACUUACCAGGAAAGGUUAAAGGAUCUUAACAUGUAUAGCUUGGAGGAAAGAAGAGACAGGGGGGAUAUGAUAGAAACAUUUAAAUAUAUAAAGGGAAUCAGCACAGUAAAGGAGGAGACUAUAUUUAAAAGAAGAAAAACUACCACAACAAGAGGACAUAGUCUUAAAUUAGAGGGAAAAAGGUUUAAAAAUAAUAUCAGGAAGUAUUACUUUACUGAGAGGGUAGUGGAUGCAUGGAAUAGCCUUCCAGCUGAAGUGGUAGAGGUUAACACAGUAAAGGAGUUUAAGCAUGCGUGGGAUAGGCAUAAGGCUAUCCUAACUAUAAGAUAAGGCUAGGGACUAAUGAAAUUAUUUAGAAAAUUGGGCAGACUAGAUGGGCCGAAUGGUUCUUAUCUGCCGUCACAUUCUAUGUUUCUAUGUAACUAAGGUGUUGGUCCAUUCCACUGUCCUUUCUCGCCUUGACUACUGUAAUCCGCUUCUCAGUGGUCUUAAGUGCUCCCAACUUGCGCUGUUACAGUCCAUAAUGAAUGCGGCGAAGCUCAUCUUCCUGUCCGCCCGCACCUCCCAUGUCUCACCCUUCUGUCAGUCCCUACAUUGGCUUCCUAUAAAAUAUAGAGCUCAAUUAAAAAUUCUGGUUCUUGCUUUCAAAUCUCUACAUAAUGCUGCUCCCACCUAUCUUUCCUCCCUUAUACACAAGUAUGUCCCGUCUAGGCCCUUACGAUCUGCUGAAGACUUACGUCUAUCUUCUGUCCGUACUCCCACCUCUGAUGCUCGCCUUCAAUAUUUCUCAAGGGCUGCACCGUUCCUGUGGAACUCUCUUCCCUCCUCCGUUAGAUGCUCACCCUGUCUCUACUCCUUCAAAAAUUUUUUAAAAACCCGCUUUUUCAUAAAAGCGUAUAAAUUAAACUGUUAAUAGCUCCUGACUGAUUCCUCUUCUGCAACUUUCACUAGACUAAUACUAUCCUUACCUUUUUGUGUCUUUUUUUUACCCCACUCCCUCUAGCAUGUAAGCUCAUUGAGCAGGGCCCUCAACCCCUCUGUUCCUGUGUGUCCAACUUGUCUGGUUACAACUACAUGUCUGUUCGUCCACCCAUUGUAAAGCGCUGCAGAAUUUGACGGCGCUCUAUAAAUAUCAUAAUAAUAAUAAUAAUAAUUCAUGAUGCAUCCAUAAAGGGAUGCUUUAGUUUAAUGAAGCAGUCUUGUUGUAUAGAUGAUGCUCCUACAGAGUCUCUGCUCAGUUUCCUGCCCUUAAUGAGCUAAGUUACUUUUUUUAUGCAGCCGUAGUCACACUAGUUACUCACACAGCCUCCAUGAAGAAGGCAUAAUUUUCAAUCUGAUCUUACAGCACAGUGUGUAAGAAGAUAUUAUCUAAUGCUAUGGUAAUUGAAUUCAAAUCACAAACAUAAGACUAUUUAAUGCUCUAGCAGACAAUCUACAAAGUAUGACAUUGGGAAUUUCUACAUUAAACACACUGUGCAGUUGUGAGUGGAGUUUGUUUAAUGACCACACACCUGGUUGGGGGAUGUUAUUUUUUAUUUUCUCUCCAUUCUCCAUUUGUUCUGAACUCCAUGUCUUCUAUGUACCUUUGUAAUACUUGUUCUGUGAUUGCUGUACCUAUCUACCUUGUCAUCAUCUUUUGAAAACCCUCAAUAAACUCUGAUUGCCAAAUACACCCUGGGCAAUAAGUGACGUUUAAAAAUUUUGAUUUCUUUUUCAUAAAGUGUGUAUGGAGGUGUAGCUAGGGCUGCUUAAAAGAGACUUAACUCUUGAAUGACAGCGAGUUGAGAACUGAGGUGGGAUGAUCUAUGCAUCAAAGCCACCAUAAUCUGUUAAAGUUGUUUUGGUGCAUAGUGCCCUUUAAUUUAUGUCAAAUGCUUCAUAACAGUUUGACACGGGGGCGGGACCGGACCGCCAUGCUGACCGGUCGCAUGCAGGACAGGCUCCGGAGAAAUCUGGCCUGUUAAGCUAAAAUUUACAGUCCUGGUACUCGACAUGAGUCCACAAGACACUCACUCAGUGGUGGAAGAGGCGGUGGACACCGAGAUCGGGAGUUUUGGGUCCCCUGAGGGAAGCACGAAGCUUCGGGAGCUGCGGGGUGGACGGCCACUGCCCUGCCUCCCUUCCCAACUGCCACACACCGCUUUCUGAGAGGCUUACCGGUCCUGUUUCUCCUCCCUCCCCUCUGUGGGCCGGGGGGUCAACCCUGUCCCCACCGCGGAAAGCUUGAGAUAAGUGGAGAAUAGGCAGCAUGAGACCCCCAAGGCCUACCUUACAAGAUGGCGGCAACAUCAAGCUAUGUGCAAUCACACCACCCACCGCGACGAACGACCGCAAAGCAAGUCCAGCGAGACCUGCCGGAUAAAGCAUGUAAACAUCGCAUGCCGUUCACGUAGCUACAUCGCAGCUCAGUUGUGCCUCACAACAACCGCGGAGGGCUGGUCCGGGCAGGUUCACGGAUCCCUGGUAUCCUCCCAGCCUAACAAAGAGUCCACCGACCCGGGAACCUUGCUCUAGCCAUGCAUGGCGUCAGAUGAAGGGAGAACAGGACUUUGUCUCUGGAAUGGUGCCUGACUAUCACAUCUGACUCCAACACCUGCUGAGUACUUGUUUUGUUACUUGUGACUUUCAUUUUACGUCCAGAUCAACUGAAAUUACUAUUAAUACAUCAGCAGGGGUGACUAUGCCAUGUAAUUACCAAACUGCCCCUUAACUAAUCGAGCACUGGGGACGGGCAGGCUUGGGGUGCUAUGUAUUGUUUUGUUUUUGCUUUAUUCUCUAUUUUGCCUACUCAUAUGCAUUCUCUGGUCUAUGUCUGCCACCUCACGCUUGACAUAUACGUUCAACUAGCAUGCCCAGCCAUUUAUGACUACCUCUCAUACAUAAAACAUGACCGCAAGUUUUGGCUUGCUCACAGAGGCUCAACUAGUACUGUUAAUCGAGAACGCGAUGUUGAAUGUUUAGAUGUCGUAUAUCUUCUCAGCAUACUCAGAAUUAUAGAUGGCAUAUGUAGUCUGGAAUCUCUAGCACAACUAACUAAGGAUGUAUAACCUGUUACGCACACUAUACACAAACAACGUAUCUAUAUAAGUACCACGCUACGGAAUGCUACAGAAUAGAUAACCUCACUCACAUAGUCAGCCAGUAUAGCCUGAAUGUCUACCACCCGAUGUGCUCUCACACCACUGACUAUCGUUUUACUCUCUCUUACUCACCUUUACACAGAAAUGCGCAUUUGUUCAUUUUGCCGCAACUGUUAUGCAUUGUCUACUUCGAAACACGUUGAUGCUGUUGGGGCAUGGCGUGACUGUUUGUUAAACUAACCCAUGCACGAAUAAUAAAGACUUAUAAAAAAAAAAACCCAGUUUGACACAAACCAGGCAUACGACAUUGAAAGAACGAUAGCACCCGUAAAUGAGCUGUAGUCGUUAUGGUGCAUAGUGCAGGACUUAAUAAAUACCCUUAUAAUCUAGGAACAGCAGGAUUUUUUUUUUUUUUUCUUCUUUGUGCUGUAACGUCAAUGACUAACACUUAUUUUAUGGUUGGAAACAUGCACACUGCUUAUCUUUAAGUGUCCCUGUACAUCUCUGUUUAUCUCUAAAUGUGUGUAGCUGCAUGUACUAGGCGAGAGCAAUCAGCAGGUCUACCCCUCUUAUAAUCUUAUCAGCUUGAUGGUACUGUGUGCACAGUCCUGGCUGCUUACGUUGCAGGCUAUGAAGUUCAUAUUUCAGUGUGUCCACUUUAACUAGUGGACCACCUUAAUCUUUGCAGGGAAACUAUGGCUUUUAGCUAAUUAAAUCUGAAUUGUAAAAUUCAGGCUAAAAUAGCUGACUUGGAAAAAUUCUCUAACUCUGCUACAGUCACAGUUUGACUAUUUUACCCUUGAUUUUACAGUUUGGAUUUCAUUUUGCUAAAAUGUGUUUAGUGAAUAAUCCGGUUUGUGUGUCGGGAAGGCAAUCUGCGCCAUGCAGUCACUGACUGAAGGGGUCAGAGUUGCAUAUUAUAUAUAGCCUAACCCUUUCACUACCGGGAAUUGAUUGCACCAAUUAUUAAUAUACAGAUAUAGCCAAAAAUAUGGUACCCUGGCAUUUUUCUCAAUGCUUUCCUAUGGACUCUCUGCGCGAUGGCUGGAUUAACCUCAAAUGUAAACAUAGCAGUUUCUCUGAAACUGGUGUGUUUACAUGUGAAGGGUUAAAACCUGGGGGACCUGGCACCCAGACCACUCCUUUAAUAGAAAUUGACACUUUUUUUUUUUUUUUUUAAAUAUAAAUAUACUGGUUACACCCCCCUGGCUUUUCAAGCAGAUAUCAGGCCCUGUUACUUCCUGGUUUGGUUAGAAUUGAACUCAAGAGACAUCAGUUGCCUCCUGCACAUGCCUUGCAAAGACCUCUCAUUGAGCUGCAUUGGGAAGUCUGUGAUUGAACAAUCACAGAAAGUUUAGGCGAGGUUAGAAGAGGAAAGCUUGCAAAGGCUGCAGACAAGAUAUCUGCCAUUUUUGCAAGGUGUUUUAGAUCUAAUUCCAAUGAAAAAAAUGCGUAAUUAAUGGCAUGCAAGUUUUCAUUUGGGGAUCUAUCUACUAAACAGUGAUUUUUAAUUAUUUUGUAUUUGGACAAUGGAGUGUCCCUUUAAAAACACUAUUUAGCCCUCUUAAAUAAGUUAAUUCACCUUUAUUCCAGAGCCACAUGGGUCCACCGGCGCUAGCCCAGCCCCGGCCCCAGUCUGCCUCUCACGUACAAUCCAGGUGCUCCAGAUCCAGUGUUAGCAAAUCCCAAUUUAGCAGAAAUGAAGAAAGUCUUGUCCAGGCACUCAGGAUAUUGCAAAAAUCAGAUUUAUUAGAACAAAGGAGUAGUGUUUCAACCUGCACAGAGGCUUUUGUCAAGCUUGAAAUCAUUGGAUUGGCUGAGGUUGUCAACUCUGAUGAUCACAGCCAGGGGCAGAGCCAAACCCCACCCUGGCCAGUCGGUAUCUACUCAUAUAGAUGCUUUGAAUCAGUGCAUCCCUAUGAGGAUUGUUCAGUGUCUCCAUGCAGAGAAUGGAGACGCUGAACGUUGGUGCUGCACAUUGUGCAGUUCUGACCCAGGAAGCACCUAUACUGGUGGUUUGAGGAAUGGCUACUAGAGGUGUUACUAGGGAGCAAUGUGAAUACUGCCUUUUCUUGUAAAAGACAGUGCUUACAUUAAAAAGCCUGCAGGGACUGGAUAUACUCACCAGAACCACUACAUGAAGCUGUAUAGUGUCUCUUUAACAAGCCACAGUCGUACUUGAAGAAUGUCCUUUGGACAGCUGAAACAAAAAUUAUGCCUUUUGGCAAAUCACAAAAUUUUUGCAGAAUUAAAAAAAGAAACUUUCAAAUAAAAGAAUGUGCCCCAACCGUGAAACAUAGAGGAGGUUCUUGGUGAUGUUUUUGGUUUGCUUUGCUGCCUGUGGCACUAGGUUCCCAGAAUCUGUGCAGGAUAGGAUGAAAUCAGAAUACUAACAAGGCAUUCUGGAGCAAAACGUAUUGCCCGGAGUCAGAAAGCUGUGACUUAGUCAUGGAUCCUCCAGCAAAAUAAUGACCUGAAACAUACAUCAAAAGCACCCAAGAUUGAACAAAAAGAAAACAUUGGACUGUGUUGAAAACCAGAUGCUGCCGCAAUUUACUUUAUUUCUCAUUUUUAUUUAAACCCUUGAUACUUUAGUUAAAUCAACACAUGUAGCCAGUGGUGGGCAGUGAAAGGGUUAAUCAAAGCUUCAGCAUGUGGGGCUGUAUGAUCCACUGAGUAUCCAGCCCAUUACAUAAGCCGGUCACUACAUAAAGUCUAAUAGCAAUGGUGUGAGUUUUUUCCCCCAACUUUCAGUUGUCCAGGGAUACAAAGAGCCUCUAGGAAAGAAUAAUCGCUGUGUCAGAUCUCAUUUAUUAGUUGCUAUGGCCUGCCUUGUCCAUGGAGGCCCUGGAGCUUGAUUUAUCGAGCAGCGGCUUAGGGUCCUAUUAACGUUUCUGAAAACAGAAGCACAGUAUGUCUCAACUUUAAACCGUGACCAGAAUGCUGGAAUAUUGUAAGUAUGAUUUUUGGCGCAGUCUGCUGCAGUAACUACCUACAGAGUCCUCGUUUGUGUAGUUAGUUUUACCCCAGUGAGAACAGAGUGGAGGAAAAUGUUAGUGCUGCAGUAUUUUAAUUUGCAUUUUUAUUUUUUUAUUUAUAUUUUUUACUGCAAAUUCUAUAAAGUUUCUGUUUCCAUAAAUGUCCAAACUAGAGGUUAGAGCAGUGAUGGCUAACCUUGACACCAUUAAUUGUUUCUGGACUACAUUUCCCUUGAUGCUCAGCUAGCUUUAAGAGUCUAAAAGCUAGCUGAGCAUCAUGGGAAAUGUAGCCCAGAAACAAUUUAUAGUGUUAAGGCUAGCUAUCACUGGGUUAGAUGAUGGGUGUAGGUCUGAUUGAGACUCUUUCUGUUUUUCCAGUUCCGCUCUAAAAUUACCAUUCACAGUUUAUUGAAUAACCUUGACAAAUCUAAUUUAUUUCAAGCAGACCAACUAACUUUAUACCAACACAGCUUACCUUUUUACCUCUGUUAGGUUGUCGAGUGGUAUAAGGCAUAAAUUAUAGAAGUCUGGGCUAGCAGAUAGGAUGAGUAGCAUCUGUAGUGUUACUGAGUAUUUGGUAUUAAUUGGGAAUCUGAGACCUAAGAACAUAAAGUAUAAAAUAAGAAAUUUAGAACAGGAACACAUGUAUAUGCAUUGAGUGUCCAGAUAUUGUGAAAGACUCAGGAAAAGUCACCCACCGUGUUCAUCCAAUGCCACUGCUGGGCCACUGGGUGAAGGGCCAGUUCCACGUAGGCCUAUCUGCUUUGAGGCCAUGUUGUUUCCCAGUAAAUUGAAUCCGUAGUAAUGCUGCAGAAACCUCCAGUCUCGGCUCAGUGCCGUAACGGGGACCAGAACCACGUGUCCACUGAUUUUUUUUUUUCCCAACCCCACCCCCCUUUCCCACUCCAUGGGCCCGCAAGCUCUCAGAGGUCGGAAUUUCCUCACGGGUGUAUGGAUGGUGUCUCCAGGCAGCCCCCACCCCAGAGUGAGAUCCAGUGACUAAGUAUGCAUUACGCGGCAAACAGACAACAGGAGUGAUGAUGCAAGUAACUCUACUGUUAAUGUGUUCCCAGAAUUUCUGGCAGAGUGACUUGGCUCCAUAUUGGGCCCUGCAAUCGUGACCCUCUGAACCUAUGCAGCCCUGCGAUUCCAGCGUAGCGGCCAUCUUGGUCUCGCCACACGUCCCUCGAUGUGUUAAGGCCUUAGCCAUCAGUAAAAGAGUCCAGGUAACUCAGUGUAGACUGGAAUAUCACCCACCGGUCCAAAGGGGGGACAAGGUGGGGUAUAACGGGGCUGUUGCUGGUCAGCAUCAAUGUCUGCGCCCAAAGUCGAGGAAUCUGACGCUUUUCCCAACCACAGACGCCUCUGUCGCAGAUGGCCUCAAGCACGGACAUGAUGUCUAUACUGCAGAGCCCCCCAAACUGGGAUCAGGAAGGUGUGCUAGGCUGCAGCUUUGUCAGCAGGUAAUGCUGAUGCACGGACUACAAACAUUUUCACUUGAAAAGCUUGUUUGUAUCCUGAUCAUCCAGGAGCUAGAGAAAAACAUGUCCGUUCAAUUUGACUCACUAUAUGUAUACAUAGCACAAUAUUAAAUAUGAAUAAAAUAUAAAAAAAAAUAUUCCCCCCUCCCCGUUUUACAUUUAAUAAUUUCUAUACAAGUGCAACUAAAGAAAACAAACUCACUGUCCUGAUUAUUAAAAAUUACCCAUAUGUCUAGGAUUUCAAUUAAUGUUAAGUUAUAAAACAAUUAUUGCAAGGAAAGAAUUACUGUUUUUGCUAAAUUUGGCAUGUUGAGAUUGCAACUUUAAUAGUGGUAACAGAAUCCAAAACUGCUACAUAAGUAUAUAUUUCUAGAAAGUACAUCCUCCACGCUAUUUAACUAAACAUUUUGACACUUUCCAUUUAACCAUUUUAUCAUGAACUUUGGUCAAAUAUAUAGAUUUUGUGUUUUUCACACACGUGUCUUAAUACCACACAUGUCCCACUAAUGUAAACACCCCAUAUUUGUAUUCUUCUCGAGUAUAAUGAUAACCCACUUGUAUACAAAUGAAUGUAUACAUUUCCCUAUGAUCUAACUCAUAAGGAUUCCCCCUGGCAUCAGCAGAAUGAUUUUCCAGCUUAUACAAUACAGAGCACUCUGUAAUGCACGAUUGCAGCAGAGAGGGAGAUCUGGCAAAGCACAUCGAUCACUCAGCAGAGGAGACCUGGCCCUAAUCUUUUGGAGGCUCAGAAUUGCUGCAGCUCAGCUUGAUUGCUCAGCCAUAGUGCUUUGAGUGCAGCAUGUAGCUCAUGUGGGUGUUAAGGGGUUUAAUGACUGCACCUCUCCCGUUAAUACUAUCAUUUAUUUGUUUACUGACAUUCUUCUUGGGGUGUUGGGAUGGAAAGAUGGUGUUCUUCCUCAAAAUCAAUAUAUUUAUUAAAAAUACAUAUUUUAUGUCUCCUACAGCAAGAAUUAGAGACGCUUGGCAUAGUCAGCAAUGGUACCUCAGUGGCAAACCAGGUAAUGUCUCAUGUAUUUUUCCACAUUUUGCAUCUGCUAAGGUUUUGAACACAGUUCAAUUUCUGAUUAGUGCCACACAUUCAUAGUGGAAGUUCUAAAACCCAUGUGUUUAUUGAGAGUGGGGUUAGUACAAAAUCCCAUAGUGGUUGAGACCUGUCCGCUUGUGUGUCCACCAUUAAAGUAAUGAUUCCAGUGAUCACCUUGUAUUAUCAGUAUUUUAUUUAUAAUAUGAUGCAUUUAAAAAUUAAAGUCAAUAAAAAGGUACAAUUAAAAUUUACAACAAAGUGCAAAUCCGGAUAUGUGCGCAGUUUUAAAUCCUGAACUGCUUUGUUAAGGAAUGGAUUGGCAUACACAACCCUCUGUGUCAAUCAGAAUGCGUGAAUAAAAAUCAGAGACUUUUAUUGUAGUUUUAGUCCAAUACAUCAAUGGCAGAACUCCAAAGGAGUUUGACAACUCUGCUCUCUGUACUGUUAUUUAGAUUUUGCUAACUGAGAAUGUGUUAAUAGGAUGGCAAGCUAUAUUAUUUCUUCUUUCUUUCUUACUUUAUUUUCGACAGGCUUCCUCAAAUAACCUAGAAUCUGUAGACGAUAUUUAUUCAGGUGAGUUUCCAAUAUUCGCCUGAAUUUGACAUUUUUGGAUACUCUUUUAUAAUUGAAUAUUGUGAAAAAUAUUUUGAUAUUUAUUGAUCUAGUUUUUUUUUUUGACUUUUUUUUUAUUUUAUAUAUUUAAGAAAUAUAUAUAUUUUUUUCAAAUUUUACCCCCCAAAAAUUAAUUAUUUGAAAAGAUUAUCCAAAAUGAUGAAAUUUAGGACAUUGUUUGAAGAAAGUGACUUUGAAUAUAUGCCAUCACUAUGGUAUUUUCCAUCUUUCGUUCAAUGUUCAAAGAUGUAGUAGUUUUUAUUACAGCAACAUUUUUUAUUCAAUUUAUUUAGAUGAUCGUUUUAGCCUUGUUAGGCAUCAUCAGUGAGGCAUAGCUGAUAUCUCUCUAGACACUGUGAGGAAGGGGUCCACGUCUGGAUUACCCUUUAAACUUAUGGAGAGCAAAAAAAAAAACAAGGUGCAACUUGCUGGCAUUUCAAAUCUGGACUGCCCGUAUGGGUGGUACCAAUCUAUGUUUCAGAGAUGUUCUCUCUGUAAUGGCACAAGAUGAGCUAAAACCAGCUUGAGAUCUGAGCUAUGUAUACAUAAAGUGAAAUAGCAGGCUAUUUCAGCUUCUGCCCGUUCUCGGUAUCUCUUGUGCCCCGUUUUUUUGCUCUCAAUAAAUAAUAAAAAAUAAACGUGUGCCCCGGUUUUUUUGCUCUCCAUUAGUUUAAAGGGUAAUCCAGACGUGGACCCCUUGCUCACGGUGCCUAGAGAGAUAUCAGCUAUGCCUCACUGAUGAUACCUAACAAGGCUGAAACGAUCGUCUGGGGUUGCUGUGUCUCUCGUGCAGCGGGAACUUGCUGGCAUUUCGGAUCUGGACUGCCCGUAUGGGUGGGACCAGUCUGAUAUGUUUCAGAGAUGUUCUCUCUGUAAUGGCACAAGAUGAGCUAAAACCAGCUUGCGAUCUGAGCGGGGACCCACCGAAGAGCAGGCUAUUUCAGCUGCUGCCGUUCUCAGAAUACUCUUGUGCCCCGGGUUUUUGCUCUCCAUUAUUUUAUUUUAUUUUAUUUUUUAUUUAUUUUUUUAUUCUUUAUUUUUGUUAUGCAUAAGCAUAUAACAGUCGCUUGUGAGGUACCCCAAAGGCAUUUCUCAAGCGCAUUUUAAACAGUUGAGCAUAGAAGUACGUGAUGAAUCUAGCACAUAUUUUAUAAAUACGGGUAAGUCGAGAUAUAAACGGAGUAUAUUUUAGCUUAAUCUCUUCUAUAACAUAUAAUGGCAUUGUUAUGCCAACUAAACAUUUGCUGGGUUCACUGUGAUUUUAUCUGAGGUCUAGCCUACAUGUCACUCUUGUGCCAGUGCGUAGUCCUAAGAUUAAUGAUGGAGAUGGCAUCCGCUUAACACCCUUACUUUAAAGGCACAGUGAUUAAUUUAUCAAGGUAUGGGACAAGCUUAGACAACAUUGCUUUGUAUGCUGUUAUUCAGUCGUUUCAGUGGAUGUCUAUAUACGAGAUGUGAGAAUAGAUUUAAACGGAGUGCUGCGCCUGAGCGCUUAAUGUUUAAACAUGCUAGGGGUGUAUAGUAUAUGAAACUUUUAAGUAAUAGCCGAGUAGGAAGGUAUAAUAGCUAGGAAAAAUAGCACCUUGGUUAUAGACUGCCUGGUAAAAACAAGCCUUAUCUCCGCAUUUGUGGUUGCAGGAGAAUAGCCCUUCUUGGGUUUAGUCCGCUUUGAUCAGCCGAUGCCGGCUCUGGAUGCCUGAUAGGUGGGCCAUGGAUAGUGGCAGGGUUGGUGUCUCGCUGAGAUAUCAUCUCCGCUGAGCUCUGAGGAGGCUCUCUGUGUGUGUCUCCUGUGUGCAGGAAGCCUUGCUGCAUCUCGGCUUGCCUCAUGGCCCCCAGCGUGAGUUCUUGUUUGCCGGGUUGUGCCUUGCUGGUCGGUGGUCUCUGAUGCUGCUGGGUGAUGGGUAGGUCGUGUGUGCUCAGCGGUCUUGCUCUGAUGUGUGUGAGUGUUAGUGCCCGCAAGGCAUGUCACUGUUGCCCGCCAAUUAAAUCUUUGGUGUUGUCUCCUUCGGGAGGUCGCUUUGGGGGCUCACGGUGUGUACACACAUAGUUGGCAUAGAGUAGCCGGAUGGAUCCAUGUUGCUGCCGCUUGCCCUGCCAGCCUGAAGGGCUGGUUAAAGAACUCUUGGGUAUGCCUGGGUGGGGUGGGAUGGGUGCUGUUUGUUACAGGUUGUGCCUGUGUCGCCAUAGUCGUCGAUUUUGCUGUGGGGCCUUCUACGCUAUGUUGCAGUUGAUUUGGGCCACAUGUAGUGAAGCCAGGCAUGUCCACCAUUUUGGGCCUCGUUGCUUCUAUGCCGCGAGAGUGUUUACCAGCAUCUGCUGUGCUGUCUGAGUUUGUGGCCUCCCUGGCUGGCGGGAACCGGGAUAACCCCCUCCGGUCCAUGGGGGGGGGAAGCGAUGUGCGAUUGUCCCCUCUUCAGCCUGAGAAGUGGGAGAGCGGCCGUCUCUCCACGGCUCCCACCUGUGUAGGCCGCAGAUUGCAAUUUGGACAUUUUAGAGGCGGGGAGCCUCGUGUCGGGUAUCCCCGGAUUCUGCAUCCCCUUCUGAGCUUGAGGAUAGUUGUCCGAAGUCGGUGGUCGGGCGUAAUGCCACGAAUCAGGGCUUCAGAUGCCAUAGACGUCUGGCUCGCUCGGCAGGUAAGCUCCGCCCCCUGCUCUCCAUUAUUAUCAUUUAUACAGCACUGAAUGUUUAAGCUGUUUCCACGUGCAUAAUCCAUUUUGUGUUUCUGUCAUGUAAUUUCCUUUCCUGCAGAUAAUUUGUCACUGGAUACAAACUUUUUAAAAUCUUCACUUGAGAGUGAUGUCCUCAGUGAUGGCUUGCAAUUGGCUGUUUCUCAAUCCUCAUCCACAAAUUAUACUCAACCUGCUGCAAUUCUUAAUGACUGUGAUAUCAUUGGAGAUGAUGUGGACUCUCUAUUGGACUCUGAGAUGGUGAGAAUUUGUUGUUCAUUUUGAGGAAAUUGCGAGCAGAAACUAUAAAGUUUGCAUUUAAUUCCAUUAAAUUAUUAAUAGCAUUUACGUUUGUGCCUUUCUCUUUAGCUUAAAGGGGCACUAUAGUCACCUGAACAACUUUAGCUUAAUGAAGCAGUUUUGGUGUAUAGAUCAUGCCCCUGCAGCCUCACUUCUCAAUCCUCUGCUAUUUAGGAGUUAAAUCCCUUUGUUGAUGAACCCUAGUCACACCUCCCUGCAUGUGACUUGCACAGCCUUCCAUAAACACUUCCUGUAAAGAGAGCCCUAUUUAGGCUUUCUUUAUUGCAAGUUCUGUUUAAUUAAGAUUUUCUUAUCCCUGCUAUGUUAAUAGCUUGCUAGACCCUGCAAGAGCCUCCUGUAUGUGAUUUAUAUUUCAAUUUAGAGAUUGAGAUACAAUUAUUUAAGGUAAAUUACAUCUGUUUAAAAGUGAAACCAGUUUUUUUUUUUUUUUCAUGCAGGCUCUGUCAAUCAUAGCCAGGGGAGUUGUGGCUAGGGCUGCAUAAACAGAAACAAAGUGAUUUAAUUCCUAAAUGACUGUGAAUUGAGCAGUGAAAUUGCAGGGGAAUGAUCUAUACACUAAAACUGCUUUAUUUAGCUAAAGUAAUUUAGGUGACUAUAGUGUUCCUUUAAGCAGAACCUAAGUGAUUGCAAAAUAUUACGUAGAUCAGUAUAGAUGUCAGACACACGUCGUCUGUCAGUGAUUGAAUCAUAUAUCUGGAUAUGUUAUAUAAUUUCUGUUCUCUUAUGGUUUGUUUGGGCCUAUCUUUUGACAUAUCUUUCCCAGGAUUGAUGUUUUCUUCAUUUAGACAAAGUCCAAACAAAGCAAACUUUUUAUAAUGCAUGAUAUUUAUUUUAAUAAGGUACUUGUACACAUACUGCAUUUGAUAUCGGCUCUGUGCAGUCCGGAGGGAGGUCCCAUAAACUCCUGUGGGAACAGGGGACCUCCUUGCAACAUAAUUUAAGAGCAAAAGUUAUGAUACAAUGACCUUGUUAAGAUGUAUGGUGCAAAGCUAAUUAUCCCCUGUAAUGAAAAGGAAAAGUGUAUAAAUGACUUUUAACUAGGUGGCUUUACUUCUGUGCAUUAAUCAGAAUCCGUGCAUAUAUUAUCAGAUCAGUUUACUUCACAUUAUAUUUUACUUUUAAAGAUCUCUAAAUACCUGCAUUUUUUUUAAAGGGCACCUGUCAUGCCCAAAACAAAUUAUGCUCAUUAGAUUAUGCAUAACAUUUUAUCUAUACAUUGUGCUAGCAGUUUUGCUAGCUAUACAUUUGCGAGAAAUUAGGAUUAUUAUUUAUUUAUUUUUUUAAAUAGGUUUUUCUGCCAGUUGUCAGUCAAUGGCUCCGCGUGCCGAGGCAUUGACUGACAAGGGAGAACAGAUAAGUCUUCCACUCUUCACCCAGCUGUGGUUUCAAUGUAAACUCCCUAGCAGGAGCUUCAAGCCAUGCCGAAAUUGCUGAUGAGAUUUGCCCUGCUUGGGAAUGCACCCCAAAUUUACUUUGAAUUCUUGUUUUAGUAAAUGUUUAUGUAUGUCUUCCAAACUAAACAUUUGCUGAUACAUGUCAAGAAGUUCAAAUUGUGUUAUUCUGUUUUAAUGCAUGACAGGUGUCUCUUUUUUUAGUUUCAACCUUUUUAAUGAAUGUACAUCAGGGUAGUAGCAAAUCAUAAUUUCUAAACAAUGGGUGAUCCAUGUGAAUUUACCUCAGAGAGUAAGGUACAUAGAGUUUAUACGUUUUAUCUAAAGUAACAAAAAUCAAAACAUUGCAAUUCAACUGUCAUCACCUCUCUACUCGAAUCUAGAAUUGUUGUAUAAGCAUUAAAUAAUAGUACCCUAGCCAUGUUUAAAUGAUAAGAUAUGAGGCAACCCUGUGAAAUAUUUUAGAGAGAAGAGGGGAAUUGCUAGUAGUCUGUUUGGUGAGGUACCAAUUUUUAAAUUUGGAUGUGGAUUUCAUUUUUGUUUUUAAGGAUGAGUCCAAUGAAUGCAUACAGGGAAUUAAGGUAUAGAAAAGGAAGGUACUUUUUAAAGAACAUGAAAUGUUGGAAAGCAUGCAUGAAUGCACAAGUCCCUGUCAAACAUGUUUGAAAUAUUCAAAAUUCUAUCUAGAUGUCUGCUUCCUACAGCUAGGCUAGGCCUUGGUCUGUGCCCACCUAAAAUGUUUUCUUGCUCCCGUGAUGUCUUGUGCCCUAUUUUAUACCCAAAGCAAAACUCGUCAUUCCCAUAUUUUGUCCUCAUUAACAUAGGCUUUAAUCGGAACCUUUGUAAAUGUAAUAUUCCAUCUUGCAGAUGCAGCAGCAACAAGCAUCCAUCUUGUCAAGCCAGAUGACUCAGUUAAUACCAGUGUUUCCUACUAUAACCCCCUUGCUCUCCAGCAUGGGUGCCAAUAGGCUACCAGCACCUUCACCGUUGCCUCCAGCCUCCUUCGGUUUGUUGGACUCUAGAAAAGCAACCGCCACAAAUUUCAAAUCUCCCUUCAGUAUGAAUAUCCUCCUGCCUCCAGAACCACAUCUAGACACUUUGGACAGCUUUGAGGGGAGCCAGAAGACUUUAGAUUGUUUGGACACCUUCACAGGUAGCAAUUAAAUCCAUAUUGAUGUAGCAUAUUCUGAUAAUGCUAUGUGUCUGUAAAAAGAUUGCUGGCAGAUCAGCUUUGUAAAGAUACAUGGUAAGUAAAUCGUUUUGUAAAUAUUUUAGAUGGGAUUGGGAGCCACUGAUGGGGGUUAAUGUGCAAUAUGUAUGAGAGCUGUCACAGACAUUGACAGAGUUAUUCACCAAAAAUUUUUCUGAAUUAAAUCAAAUUGAAAAAAAAUGCUGAUCUGUAAAAACUCCUUAAUUGAGCUACUCAAAACCUUUUGCCUCAAUUUUAUUCAAUCAGAUUUAAUUUGUGAAAAUUCAGAAUUUAGUUAUAAACUAGGAGAUAUUUGCACUCUGCCCCUAUAAUGUGUGUGUGUGUGUGUGGUGACUGUGUGCAUGCCUGCAGGCUGUGUGUGGCGUGCGCCAACUCUGUUUGGUAUCUCUAAUUAGCACUGUAUUGAUUAUAGAGCUUAGAAUGCCUCUUUAAGUUUUCAUUGUUUUGUUUAGAACCUGAAAUGGCCAAGUUGUCUAAAACUAAAUCAAAUCUUAUCCAAUGCACCAAUCUAUGUUAACGUUUUUAUUAGGAGGAAAUCAUAUUAAUGUCACAGUAAUGUUAACUUUAUGCUUGCACUGAUUAUUUUCUGUUUGUUUUGUUUGUGCAGAUCCUAAACCGUUAGAUUCUUCAGUAUUGAAAGGAAGCCAGAAUCACAACGUGAGUACAAUUUAUUCUCCCAUUUCACAAAAAAAUGUUUCUGCGUGUCCAAGAAAUGGCUACCAAACGCAAUCCAUAAAUAGUGAAUUGAAACUCAAUUUAGGCUAGAAUAUCCAAGCUGUGACUGUAGUUGGAAUUUUUUUCUAAACUAUUAAGUUUGGCCUAAAGUUGGCAAUUCUAUUUUCAAAUCAUUCAAUUUGGUACUAUAAACAUAAAGUGCAGAGACAGACAGCUCAAAAAGCAUCCUGCAAUGCCUUAGCAUGCACCCACAUGUGCAAGUCAUUUUUAGGGAGGUUUGCUGCAUCUUAUGCUAAACUGUCCAUUCUGAGCUGUUGCGUAGUAUCAAGAGAUGUUUGGGUUUUUUUAGGCCAGGACUGUACUGUAGUACAUGAGAUUUUGAGCCCUGAGCUAUACAUAGUGCUUGCUAAAUUGCUUGCCAAUGAAUAGAUGAAAGUAUUCUUUCCUGAUGCUUGCUUUUCCUGCCUCCUAGAUGGUUCAGCAGUGGAAUUAGAGCUGCAACUACAAUUAUCUGUAUGCUACACCCCUUUGUUUCUAAAGUGCGUGGGUGCAUUAAGCAUUUCGAGAUACAUCUGCAGCAUUAGGAAAGUGUAGUGUGUGUGUGUAUAUCUGCAUCUGCCUGUGUGGCAGUACGUGUGUGUGUGUGUGUAUCUGCCAGUAUGGCAGUACGUGUGUGUUCACAUAAUUGUGUUUUUUUAUUUAUUUUUCUAUUCCAGCCUUAUGCUACAGUUGUUUCAUUUUUUUUUUUCACAUCAAACUACACUCAGUACCCCAUAAUGACAAAACUGAUUUUAUUACAUAACUGCAAAUAUAUGAAAAAGAAAAUAACUGAAAUAUCACAUUGACCUAGGUAUUCGGACCCUUAACUCAGUACUUAGCGAUUACAGCCUCAAGCCUUUUUGGGUAUGUUGCAACAAGCUUUGUUUACCUGGAUUUAGGUAGUUUCUGCCAUCUCUACAGAUCCUCUCAAGCUCUGUCCGGUUGGAUGGGGACUGUUCAUGGAUAACCGUUUUCAGGCCUCUCCAUAGAUAUUUGAUAAAGUUUAAGUCUGGGCUUGGGCUUUCGUUAGGCCACUCAAGAACAUUCACAGAGUUGUCCCUAAUCCCACAUUAACGUUUUCUUGGCUGUGUGCUUUAGGUCAUUGUCCUGUUGGAAGGUGAUCCUUCAGUCCAUUCUGUGGCUUUGAGCACUCUGGACCAGGUUUUCCUUGAGGAUAUUUAUGUAUUUAGCUGUGUUCAUCUUUCCAUUAUCACUCAACUGUUUUCCAGCCCCAGCAGUGAAAAACACACCCAAAGCGUGAGGCUGCCAUCACCAUGAUUCAUGGCUGGGAUGGUAUUGCGCAGGUGAUGAGCAGCGCCUGGUUUCUUCCAGAAAGGACGCUUUGAAUUGAGACCAUACAGUACAUUCCUCAGUUCAUGAGACUAUAGAAUCUUGAGUCCUUGAGAUGCUUUUUUUUCAGAUUUCAGAUUUGUGUCUUGCUGUAAUGAUGAGCUUCAGUAUGACCAGUAGUCCAGAUCAAAAAAGCAUUGCAGUGAUGGUUGUCCUUCUGCAAGUUUUUCACAUAUCAACACCUGUAUCUCUGCAGCACACCCAGAGCAACCAUUGGGUUCUUGCUCAUUUGUGUUAUCAAGGCCUGUCUCCCGAUUGCUCAGUUUGGCCAGGUUGCCAGCUCUUGGAAGAGUUCUGGUUGUUCAAAAAGUUUUCCAUUUAAGAAUUAUGGAUGCCACUGUGCUCUUGGGGACCUGCAAUGCAGUCAAAAUAUUUGUAGCCUUUUGUAUUCUUCCCCAGACCUGUACCUCGACACAGUGCUGUUUCUGAGCCCUGCAGGCAGUUUCUUAGCCUGCCAUGAUAUGCAUUUGUAUAGACUGGUGUGUACCUUCAAAAAAAAAUCAUGUUGAAUCAAUUGAAUUUGCCACACGUGGACUAGAAUCAAAGUCCAGAGAAAUUAGAUGCAUCCGAGUUAAAUUUUAAAGGAUCACUAUAGGGUCAGGAACACAAACAUGUAUUCCUGACCCUAUAGUGUUAACACCACCAUCUAGCCCCCCUGGGCCCCUCAUGCCUCCAUAAAUAUAGUAAAAAUCUUACUGUAAUCAACCCUGAAGCUGUAAAUAUCCAUGCCGUUAGACUCAGAAAACAAGCAGUCUGCUGACAUGUGGUAGCCUGAUACAAUCACAGUGCUUCCCCAUAGGAUUGGCUGAGACUGACAAAUAGGCAGAUUAUGCCUACAGUGACUCCAAAGUCCCUCUGGUGGCAGUCUGAGUGACUGCAACUGGAGGUGUCCCGAGCUUUCAAUGUAAACACUGUGUUUUCUCAGAAAAUACAGUGUUUAGAUGGGAGAGGCUGCAGGGAACUAUAGUUCUCACCUGAACAACCUCAUUAAGCUGAAGUUGUUCAGGUGACUAUAGUGUCCCUUGAAGCUAAUGAUUCUACUCACCAGAACAAAUUCAAUAAGCUGUAGUUGUUCUGGUGACUAUAGUGUCCCUUUAAAUGCUAUAUCAAAGGGCCUGAAUACUUAUGUCCAUGUGAUAUUUCAUUUUAUUUUUUUAAAUUGGCAAGACGUGAAGAAAUGAAGGGUCUCAAUACUUACUGAGUGCACUGUAUAUCAUUUCUUUUUCCUAAAUCAAAAGUUGGAUAGACAUAUUUAGUUUUUAUUUCUACCUACCUUGUGAAAUCCAUAAUUACUUUUUUGCUGCAUUUUCAGCCACUUUAUAUGGAGUGAAAUAUUGCAGGUAAGUGACUAUUGCCUAGAUUCGAUAGGGCUUUGUAAAUGUCAGAUUUUGGACUCUGUCAGAUUCAAAUCCAUUCUGUAAAAGUGUUCUCACUGUGUCCUUUUUCCAUGGCCCCUUGCUAUGUUGUGCCCAGAACUUGUUACUUGUCCCCAAUGCUUUGAUUGCAUUUCCCUUGGUUGGCUUCUUUUCCCAGAUGCUUUUUGGUGAUAGUCUUUGCUGCCAGUGUUAUAUGUGUGAGGCAAGUCACUUGGAGAUGCAGUUAGCUUCCAACCUACCAAAGUUCUUACUUGUGAUCAAUUAGGAGAAUCUCCUAUAAUCGUACCCAAGCUAUGUCUGUUUGCUUGAGAAAUUGGAAUAUUCUCCUGAUCGGUUAAGGGUAUUCCCCCAUUAGACUCUUAGAGGUAUACAUAUGUAAGUGAACAUGCUACAAGGACUGCAGUUAAAGGAACACUCCACUUCUCAAAUGGACAAAAAAGAAGAGAAAAUCACUGUUUAAUAGAUUUAGAACCCAUGAAUACAUGCAUGAAUUCAUUGGAGUGAGAUCUUAAGAGCUUGCAGUGGCUGCCGAUCUUAUGAACUGUAGCCUUAGCAAGUACUCCCUUUUUUCCCACAGGUAAAUAACCAAUCAGAUGCUUUUCAUUGGAAUUAAUUAUUUUCUCAGGUCCCUAUCUUUAUUAUGGAGAACCUGUUUUUAAGGUGUUAAUGUUAUUUGGUUGGUUGUUUACCAGGUACUAGCAAUUUAAGGUGGCUGAAAAUGCAGGACAAAUAUGUAAAAUGGCGCAGGGUUUAGCUAUUUCAAAAAGUUAUUAAAGUAAGUGGCUAUACAAUCGAAGGUUAUUCUUCUAUGCUUAAUGCUGUCAGACAUUGCAUUUGCUCAUCAGCCUAACAUGAUAACACCCAGGCUUUGACCUUUUUGAAAGCAUUAUAUUACCCUCUUAAAGAUGCAGCCUGUAACAAUGUGCUGAUAAUACACCAAGCAGGCACAAGGGGGCAUCCUAGUGUUAAACCUUUCAGACUAUAUUCCUGAAAACCAUCUUCUAAACAAAGGAAAACCUUUACUGCAAGGCUUAUCACAGGGCUCCUCUACAGAGCAUCCUCUGUGGCACCCUAGAAAGUGCGCGAUCACCAAUCCAAAUAGCUAUCCAAAUUCAUUUACAGAUCGGGUUUAAACUUCAUAAGAGUUAAAUGCCAAGGUGGAUUCAUUAAAAAACAUAGCCUUUAUUUUAAAAAGUUAAAAACUAUACAAAAUAUGCACAAUGCCUACAAAGAGAGAGAGUAAAUGCACACUAUAGAAUGUGUACGUGCACAUGGUCUUUUUUACUUGUUCCAAUUGUAGCUAUGCACAGUGCUGUGGAAUGUGUUGGUGCUUUAUAAAUAAAGUUUUAUAAUAUAAUGCACAAAAUGCAUUAUUUUUGUUUUCUUUUGUUUUUUUUGGAUAGCCUUCUCUCCUUAUAGGUCUUGUGCAUAUUUUGAAAUAUUUUUUUUAAAAACUCUUUUCAAUGAUAUAUGUUACGUUGAUCCGGUUUGGCGUGCAAAGUCUAAUCCCGAUGUGUACCUGUAUAGCUAUAUUCAUGAAAAUGCACAAUUAUCAGGUAAAACAUUCCAACCAUAGCUGUGUGCCAGUUGUCUAAGGCACACUUUGAUGUUGGACCCAGCUGUUGUCCCUGUGUGCAUUGCUAGGCAUCACUUUUUUGGCUUUCUUUAACCCCUUUAAGGACCAAACUUCUGGAAUAAAAGGGAAUCAUGACAUGUCACACAUGUCAUGUGUCCUUAAGAGGUUAAAAAAAAAUAAUUUUAUUUAUUUAUUUGUAUAUUUUUUUAAUUAGCUGUGACGAAAAAUACAAUUUACAUUUCAGUUGAGGGACACUGCUUUUUGCUGGACAUAUUUGGUUACCAAGUGAUUUCUAUUCUGGGUCUGCAGCCCGUCACAUCAUUUCCAUAGGUCUUCAUAAAACAAAAUCUUUGGCUUUGUGUUAAAUACAAGCGAGAUCAAAAUGAAGAGGUUCACCACAAAUAAAAUAAUACUUCUAUACAUGGAUUUGAGUGCAAGCAAUCCGAUUUCAAGAUCUCAAUCAAUGUUGUUUUCUAUCCUACAGCUCAGUGCAACCACCUCAAACCAUUUGAUGCCUCUAAAGAUGGACAUCGUGAUGCACAGAGGAGCUUCUCAAUUUGCCGUGCCAAACCCACUGGCCCAGACGUAUGACUUUAAACAAGCGUGUAUGCAGUGUUAUGUGAAGACAGGUACAUGUUGUUAUCUUUUCCUUUCUAUAAUUUCAUGGGCAAAUCCUGAAAUAUUAUGUGCCUGCAUUUCAGGUUAGGUGUACAGAUUACAGGCAGGAUAGUAAAGUCUGAAAAUUGUAUGCAGUACGUUUCUUGAAUUUUUACUGCAAGAAUCUAUGUCCGGAUCCCCGUCGGGUUCCUGAUUCGAAGUGUGACCUCUAGGAGAGUACAGCCCCCCAUUAACUUUAGGGGAGGCACCUUGAGAACGUGUGAAUUCACAUACAUUUGUAACUUCAACUUUAUACGGCGUGAUUAUUUUAUAUUUUACAAUAUCACACUAUGUUGUAUUUAUUUAUAUUUUAUUAGCUACAUCAGGUGUAUCCCACUUUAUCUUUGUAUUUCUAUAAAGUUUCUGCAAGACCAGAAGCAUAAAAAGGUUUAGAGAUUGAGUGGAAAGUCCUGGCACCAUAACUACUUGUUCUAUUUGUGUAUGCUAUAGUACAAGGAUGUCUCCUGUCAUUGCAUACCUGCAUGAACUGUCUGUUUGCAGCAACUGGCAUAAAUCACUGCAGCAAAUCACUGCAGCAAAUAACACAACAUCAAGCUUGUGCUUCCAUCAUUUUCUUUGUAAAUAUGAUUGUGGCCUAUCUCUGAAAAGAUCAUAAAUAAGUACAGUACUUGAAGGGGACUGUGCUGUGUAACAUUUUCCUUGUUUCACGUUUUAGUUCAGCUGUUGGCAACCCGGCUCUAUUCACUAUUUUGUGCUGGCCCUGUCUUCUCUUUAGCGGUGGUGACCGUCUUUUUAUUGUUUGUGUUGAGAUGGGCAUUGUUCAUUACACUCUUGGUUCCGUUACUGGGGCAGGUACUUUAUGGAGUCUGAGAAUACUCCGUAAAGUAAUUCUGGGGUUAACUACUGUGUGUGUUUUCAGUCAACUGUUGUCUUGUAAGCAAUGAUGUGAGCAUGUCUUUUGUUCUUCUACUUCCUAAUUAUAUUGGGAUAUGCCUGCACUAUAUUAUUUAUCCUUUAUUAUAAGACUUGUGUGCCAAUCAAGUUCCAGUGUCACAAGUGGAGUUCUUCUACGGUUGUCCCAUGCACAUCCUAUCUUCUGAACGGGUUUGUUAGUUUGCAGUCUAUGAAUGAGGGCUUGUCCUGUUUGUUGUCCUUAACUUACUCCUCCGAGAGUUUACACUCCUUUCACUUGUUCAGGCUACAUUGACAAUAUUACUCAAGAGCCCAUAUUCAUCUAAACGAGUGAAGAGUGUUUGAAGAUAGAGGUUAUCAGAGAGAGAUUUGUGGUAGUCGCAAACAUAGGGAUCCAGGAAACCUCUACAUAGUGCCAUAAAAGAAGGUCAAUUGGUAUCAUACAAAUAACCAGCCUGUGCUGAAUAUGCCUAUUUUUAUACUGUAUGUUUUUUUUAGUGCAUGUUUGUAUUGAGUGAUCCUUUUUAGCUAUUGGUACAUACUAUGCUGUGGGAGUUUUGAACAUGUCCUAAUUGCAGGAAGCAUUGGAUUGGCUGAGAUAAUCAGUCUUGAUAAUUGAUCCCAAAAUUGGUAAGGGAACAUUAGUGUUGGGAAUAAAUGUUUGUAUUCCUAACACUUUAGUGUUCCCUUAAGAUUGGAGUGACCAUAUGGCAAUAACAUUAGGUUCGGUCCGAUCCCUACUAAUACUGCACUUCACAUCACUUGUUAAAAUUGGAUUACAUUUAUUUCUGUGAUGAAUCUGUUGAUUUGUCUUGCAUAUCGGUUUGGUUGAAUCUACCAAUCAAACAACAUUUAUUUUGAAAAACAAAAAACAAUGCCAUAAAUUCAUACUGCAAAGAUUUGCUCUAAAGUACCAUUAUGAUAAUUACAAUAAUGUUUAAUAAAAAACAUCCCAUGGGGUUUCCCUCUGUUUAUUAUCUAGUUCCUUUUAAUUUUACAUAUCUGGUCUGGUCUGCUAUCUACCUAAUGUGCGCAAUGGAGGCGAUGAUAGAGCUGUAAUCUUCUUGGUCUGCUCCCCUACGCGCCGUCCUGUGAUGCCAGGAAACGGAAUAUAACAUCACUAAACGCCACAGCAUCACUAAACAGUGUGCGAGGGAGCAAAGCAAGAAGAAGAUUACAGCUCCCUCGCUGACUCCAUUGCACAAACACCCACCUGCCCGGCAGUCACAGGAUCCACACUGGACCCCAGGGACAGGAUUCACUCCAGCUCUCCCAAAUGUAGUGAGGCUGGGUGGACAUGCAUUCAAAAACAAAUAAAGAAAUCAUUUGCGGGGAGGUGUGAGAAAAUGUGUGUGUCUGUCACUGUGUGUCAAAUCAGUGAGAGAUUGUGUCUUUCAGUGAGUGAAUAUGUAUCUGAGAGUGUGGUUGUGUCACAGUGUGUCUGUCAGGGAAAGUGUUGAUUGGUUAAAUAGUGUGUGCACCAAUGACUGUUUCUGUCAGCGAGUGUUUGUCAGUUUGUGUAUCAGUGACGGUGAGUUGUCAGUCCGUGAAAGUGUGUGUCGGUUAAACCGUGUGUAAACCAAUGACUGUGUGUGUGUGUGUCAGUGGAUGUGUAUCAGUAAAGGUGAGUAGUUAGUCCGUGAAAGUGUGUGUUGGUUAAACCGUGUGUGUGUAUGAGUCAGUGUGUGUGCUUAAAAUAAUGAGGUAUGCAGAAGUGGAGUUCUAAGAGGAAAGAGUGUGGCCUAAAGAGGAAGAGGUAGGUCUUAAACAACAAAUGGUACUGCCUUGACAGGCAGGGGUGGUGCAAAUUAGGUUAGGAGUGCCCAAGUUUAGUCAUGCUUAGGGCAGCACAAAACCAAAAUACACCACUGGGUAUGCCUGUAAAAACAUGAGUUUAAGUUCAGGCCAGUGUGUGGCCCAAUAUUUUUGUUAUCCUUCCAGGUGAUACUCCCUGUUAUGUACAUUAGGGGCAUGAACAACUACACGGUGAAGCCGCUGGUAGUAGAAUCUCUAUGUAUGGCACUUCACCCAGAGGUUUUUGCUCAGCUUCAAGAUCGGUUAGGCAGGAUAUUGAUAGGAAUGACUUUCCAUUUACUAUGCCCUCCUAUAAUAUUACUUCCACAGAUCAUGGCUCUGAUAAUGCCAGUAAUCAAUGUUGAUCAUUUUUAUUGGCAUGGUAUAGCCUCUCAGUAUGUGCUAUCGGCAUCAAGGUCUGUGUCCUUUUGUUAACUAUGCCAUUUCCUUUCAAACCACUUACUUUGUUGCCAACUCUUUCUUUGCCUGACUAAUGCCUCAAUUUAAUAAUUUUCAUAAACUUUUAAACUGAUUUAAAAUAUAUUUGAUGGAUGUGUAAGGGAAUCACACUGAAGUCUUCCCCCUGUUCUACCUGUUUAAGGCAAAAAAACCCCACCUUUUUUCCAUUACUUUUGCUGCAGAGCUCCACACUUUUUUCUUUUUCUUUCUUGUUUCAUUCAUUAAUGUUGCUGCCUUAAACUGCCCUUCUUUGUUCCCACUUUCGUUCUUUUAGUCUUUAUCUCCAGAAGGGAUGGAAUUCUCACAUGCAAAAAAAGGAAUGUAUCUGUACGAAAAAAGUGUUUUCCUCUCCGAGUUACGAUAGAGGAUUUUGGAUUAAUAGUACAUAGUGCAUAAUUAUAAAGGACAACCUUCCAACAUGAGCUUGUGUAAUAAUACUAUUUUAGAUGCUGUAUGCCAUUUUGUUUUUGCUUUUAUAUUUAAAUUACAAAGCAUUUUAGCUGCAAGAAAUCAGACUCCAAUUUGUGUUACAGUUCUUAUUAAUGUAAAAUUGUUGAAACUAUCUGUCAUCUGUCUUUUCCUCCCAGGUCCCAAAGCUUUAGAUUUCGUUCACAGGGAGAAACUGGAACACAAGUGUAAAAAGGAUAUGUUGCUGGCACGAGGGAAGUCCUCUGAAAACAAGACUUGGCUAAAGAUACGUCCAAGACCAACAAAAGUCAAUUUUAGUGGGCCUUAUAUUCUGUGCAAAGGUAACAAAAAUAGUAUGGCAUAAUCCAGUUUAAAAUAUACAUCAAAGGAAAAAUGCAGCUGAAGCUUGUUGGUUAGUGUGGCCGAAUCAUUAAAAUUCAUAUUUACAAGAUUCUGUUUCAUCCUUUCACACCCAGUGUCAUUGCAGGACUGAAGGAUUUUAUUAACUCAGACAUCAUGCAGAAUAAAAAAACUAACAUGUUUUUGCAAAGAAAAUAACACGUGAUUGCCAAAUCUGUAAGACUUUGUAACGGUCAUCCUCUCUUGUUCUACAUUGUCACUGAGCUACUGCUGGCUAUGUGACAGCCACAAGGAGAAACUGUGAAGCCUGCUCACUGUGUUUGAGAUUAGAAUUCUGUGUGUGCUGAUGCCAGACACAGACAUUGCACAGAUAUUGCCACGUAUUCCAGUUGGCUGACUGACAGCCUUACACACAGAAGAAAAAAAAAAAGUUUAAAAAUCAAAAUAAAAAAUUCUGAAAUGAAACAUUUAAAGAGAGAGGCUGCAAAGAUCAGUAAAUGAAGUUCUUAGAGCAACCCUUUAAAAAAAUACAAUGACAUGAAUUAUAAUACUAUGAAUUAUGCUUCUGCGUUUAAUUACAGUUUUAAACAAAUGAUACCCUUUUAUGAAAACGUAGCUUAAAGUUCACCUUAAAAUUGGUAUAAGUCCUGCCCACGUGCACAUAAAGGUGUUCUUCUGAAUAUUGUAUACAUUUCUUCUUAGAUAUCUUGACUCGACAGGACUGCAAAUAUGGUGAAAAUUGCACAUUUGCGUAUUAUCAAGAAGAAAUAGAUGUGUGGAAUGAGGAGAGAAAGGGAAAUCUACACCGUGACCAACUUUUCCAUGCCUCUGGAGGGGCUAAGCCAACCAGUGUGGGCUGGCUACUUCAGGAGCAUAAAGGGAUCUUUAUCUUCUUGUGCCAGGUAAUAAGAUAAAGGAAAGACUUUAGCAGUGGCUACUGUUUAAAAUGGAGAACUUAAGUGUUAAAAACUCAUAAGUGAAUGUCAAAGGUUUUGGGUUUUUUUUCAUAAAAAAUAUACUUUUUAUCCCCUCCCUUCCCCCCCACGUCUGGUUGAAGUGAAAACGUUUUGAGUAGUUGGAUCUUCUUGGAGACCGAAACCUUCUGCUGUACUUGGCUCAUGAGGAAGUAAACUUGUGCACUAGCCUGUCCACCGUUGGGCAGCACUGAUCGGCUGAAAGAGCAGAAUGCUGGUUAGGUACACCACUGGAAUGGGAAGUGGAAUAACAAACAAACAAACAAUAAUAAUGAUUUGGUUUUAGUCUAGAUCCAAAGUGCAGAUCUUUUUCUUUGUUUUAUAUACGAUAGGAAUAAAUAAUACUAGUGGCUAGUGAUGUCCUGAAGGGUUCGACGAACGGUUCGCCGCGUUUAAGUUUAAUGUACCAUGACACAUUCCAGCCAAUCAGCAGCAGACCCUCCCUCCCACCUCCUGGACAGCAUCCAUUUUACAUUCAUUGUGAAGCUGCAUUCUUAGUGAGCUGUCCAGGAGGAGGGAGGGUCUGCUGCUGAUUGGCUGGAAUGUGUCUGUUGACUGUGAGGUACUGGGUAAAAGUUUACUCAAUGAUGAGUCCACGGCGAACCGUUCGGGACAUCACUACUAGUGGCAUAUUCAAUGUAUCAAAACAAAACAAAAAAGUGUACUCUUCGGUAUUCCAAAUGUCCUUUAUUGUGUACCUGUCAUGGUACAUUAAACUUGUGCUCAGAUUCCAACAUUUUGGCAAUGAGUGCAGAGUGUCUGCAUCACAGACAAAGGAGGUUUGCAGCGCAAAUCUAACAAGAGCAGACAGAGCACGGGUGGAACUGAGGUGGGUGCUACCAAAUAUUAACAACCGUGAAGUUGAGGGCAUGGCCGCACCGGAUCGGAGGUGAGGUGAGUUUUUAUAUUAAUAUAAUUUACGUUGACUAAUGCAUGUAUCUUUUCUUUUUUGAUAUUUAAGGGGGAUCCAUGUUUGACAGGUUCACUUUAAGUAAUAGCAUACAAACAAUCAGUGUUUGGCAAGUGCACGUCUUAUCUGGAAUACAUAAUUACAAAUUUUUAGGAGAUCUAUUUCUUGCUUUUGUUAUUGCAUAAGCUUCCUAGCAGGGUAUAUGUAAAAAGAAUAAAGAAAGCUCUUUUGACUCCAUAAGCACUAGUUUAAAGUUUAUAUUUCUGCCACAAAACAUGUAUAGGGAUAGGUUUCUGCCCAUACAGUAUACGUUAGAAUGUUCUACUUGUUGAAUUCAUUUGAAUAUCCCUUUUUUCUUUCCAGACUUGCUUUGACAGCAAACCCCGGAUCAUCAAUCAGAGAAGUUCUGAGAAACCAGAUUACUGCACAAACGCUGCAAACCAACACAGGUUGUCUGAUCACAAGUACGUACACAGUAUACUUGGUUUGCAGCGUAAUCCCUCUGAAAGCACAAAAUUAUAUAAUAACCUUCAUAGAGUUAGGUCUGCAAGUCACUGGCAAUUACUUUGUUCUCCUCUGUUUGUUAAAGCUGGUUUGGGGGGAUUUAUUAUAUAGUUUUGUGGUGCAAUGGACGGGUUUACUGACUGUUUAUUACUGUAUUUUCACCAAUCUGCUCUUCCCACCUGCAGGUGUCUUGUUCAUGUGCUUAACUCUAGCACUGUCCGAUACUCCAAGAUCCGCCAGCUACAUCCGCGCUUCCAGCUGGACAUGUGUAGACACGAGCUUCGUUACGGCUGCAUCCAGGAAGACACCUGCAAUUUUGCACAUAGCCACGUAGAACUGUGUGUCUGGCUGCUUCAGCGACAAUCUGGUAUUUACCACCAAUCCCAUAUUCUACUGGUGACUAAAUCUUGCAAUAUAAAUAGGGGGUGUUAUAAAUCCCUUACAUUUGAUAUAUUUUUCCUCUUUUUACUUAUGCAAAGCAUCAGGUUAUCUUAUGUUCCGUGUGCAGGACUUUGGAUCAGACCCAUUCCUUCCACACAUAUGUCACCUAUAAGACAAAAAGAAGAAAAAAUAAAAAAGCGCUAAAACUUUAGGGUAAAUAGAGACAUGUUAAGAAUUGGUUUGAAGAAUGCCCUCUUCAUUGUCACAAACUAUCUGUCUGUCUGCCAUUGUGUCCCCCAUGUGAAGUUCACACUAUACUAGUAUUAUACUCUCUUUAUACAAAAGUUUGGAAAAUAAAGGGUUAACCCAGGAACCAUAACCACUUCAGUGACUUGAAGUGAUCAUUGUGCCUGAAGUCUGUAUGUGCAGCGUUUUGCUAUGAAAUACUGCAUAUACUGAGUUUAACCCCUCUGCUGCCAGUGGCAUAACUCCAUCUUUGCCAAUGCCUUCUGCCUGUCUGGAACUAGAGCUCUAGGCUUGCAAAUAUCAAUUCUGUGCAACUUUCAGUCAGCUGAUGCUCUUAAACAAUGAAUUACAAAUGCCACAACUCUGCAGAAGCUAAACGUUGUCACCAGAGUACCCUGGUGCCAUCCCAGUAUAAUAUGUCAAACCCUUUUAAUAAGUUUUGGCAACUUACCUGGAACCCCCAGGCUCCCAUGGCUGCAACCACUGCUUCCAGUCUUCUCCUGCAGGCUUUGGUUAUUCAAAGUACCUGGCUCCCUGAAACUAUUCUCAACCAGUUGGAUAAAUUACACUGGAACAGUGCCAAGUCACUUCUGGUGCCAUAACCACUACAGUGGGCUGUAGUGGUGAUGGUGCAUAGAAUGUUCGUUUAACACAUGUUAUCUAUUCCUUCAUUAAAACCCCUCUGUUUUUUUUUGUUUUUUUUUAAAAACAUAAAAACUAAAACACUUGUCAGAUCCCGGGCGUCCACCCCACUCACUAGGGGGGUGCCUGGGGCAGACUGCAUUGCCCCUCCUGCACCCAUCGAUGAGACCAUUCUGCAGCUCUGCAGUGUGCAGAGCUGCAGACCAUGUGUCUCGCGAGCACUGCGCAAUCAGAGUGUUGCCACAGGUUACCACGGCAACGCUCUGAUUGGGUCUCGCGAAAACCAUGGUCUGCAGCUCUGCGGAACUGCAGACCAGAAAUUAUGGCCACCGGACCACCAGGGAGCCCCCACUGGACCACAAGGGAUUUAAGGUAAUUUUGUAGUCACCCCCCCCUGCAUCACCAGCCCCCCUCUCCUCAUCACCACCCCUCCUCCUCAUCACCACCCCUCCUCCUCAUCACCACCCCUCCUCCUCAUCACCACCCCUCCUCCUCAUCACCACCCCUCCUCCUCAUCACCACCCCUCCUCAUCACCACACCCCUCCUCAUCACCACACCCCCCUCCUCAUCACCACCCCUUCCUCCUCAUCACCCCCCUCUCCUCCUCAUCACCCCCUCUCCCUCCUCAUCACCCCCUCUCCUCCUCAUCACCCCCCUCUCCUCCUCCCCCCCUCUCCUCCUCAUCACCCCCCCUCUCCCAUCCUCCCUCCUCAUCACCCCCUCCUCCUCAUCACCCCUCCCUCCCUCAUCACCCCCCUCCCUCUCAUCACCCCCCUCUCCUCCCUCAUCACCCCCCCUCUCCUCCUCAUCACCCCCUCUCCUCCUCCUCACCCCCCCUCUCCUCCUCCUCACCCCCUCUCCUCCUCCCUCUCCUCACCCCCCUCUCCUCCUCGCCCCCCCCUCUCCUCCUCGCCCCCCCUCUCCUCCCCCUCACCCCUGUCCUCAUCACACCCCCUCUCCUCAUCACUCUCACUUCAACCCCCACAAUCACCCCUCCUCUCACAAUCAUCACCCCUCUCAAUCACCACAGCUCCCUCUCACAUCACCCCUCUCACAAUCACCCCCCCUCCCUCUCACAAUCACCCCCCCUCCCUCAAUCACCUCCCCUCCCUCUCACAAUCACCCCCCCUCCCUCUCACAAUCACCUCCCCUCCCUCUCCCUCUGUGUCUGUGUAUGUGAGUAUAUGUGUGUAUAUGCAUACAUCUCAGCAUUUCGCCUACACUACACACAAAUACAACCCUGCAUCCAAAUGUCAACACUACAAAAAAAAAACAACCACCACCAUAUUCAAAAAUCACACUACAGAAAAAUGCACUCCUGCAUUCAAAUGCCAAUACGUGCAAACACACCCAUACAUUCACUCACACAUACUCCAUACAAAAACAUGCUUACAUUCAAACACACAAACAGUGCUUGGUGCUAAAUACAUAAAAAUAAAAACACUGCUCAGUGCUAAAGGAAUUAAAAAAAAUUGUGCUUUUUUUUUUUUUUUUUUACAUUUUUAAGGGGGAGGGUGCCAAAUAUAGGAUCCGCCCCGGCUGCCAAAUGCUCCAGGUACACCCCUGCUGACAAGGGCAUAGUUAUAAACUCUGAUCUAAAUGUCAGUCUUUCUAUUUUGCAUGGAACUCAUUAUCAUUUGUCUCCAUCCUUAGAUAUCUAAAAUUCUGAGCAAAUUGGGCCAUUAAAGACAUGUAAACAUGAUUCCAAAGCAAUCAUUAUGAUGUCUGGGUUCAAGAUUGAAUGGAGGCACCUCUAUUUCCUGAACACUGAUAGGUCAAUUAGUGCUUAUGUGUCAUAGGAAGGGGCAGAGCAAGGGACCAUAUGGCGAUAACUGCAUUAUAAUAACCCAUAAACAAAAAUCUAGAUUGCACCAUAUUUUUAAAUAGCCUUAAAUUGCUUCACUGCUGAUUUUUCCUUUUUCCUUUUUUCUUUUUUUUGAAAGGCAACAUGGACUUAAUGCAAAUGUCCAGACUCUGGUACUGCAAGCAGUAAAUAUUUAUUUUGUAGGGAGUCCUGUUUGCUUUGCAUUGAAUAAGCUGAACUGUGCUGUCUGCUUCUUUCAGGCAUUUCACAGGAAACAAUUGUUCAAGAAUCUGAACGAAUGUGGAAAGGAUCUGAACCAAAAGCCAAGGUAAAUACACUAACGGAGAUUACACUCUUGCAGAGUGUCACCUGACACAGCCACCUGUACAGUCUGUUUUGUCUGUGCACCAUAAAACCACACUCCAGUCUCAUGUUGCAUCACCACUUGACCACCAGUCCAAACCACAGACUGCGCCUUGCUCUCAGUCACCUACUAGGGCUUCUCUCAGCUUUCUGUUCCUUCUCUAGAAGCCACUGUUCUUCUUUCCGUCACCCCAAUAAACACUCUUGAAGGAUUUGCUGUAGUGAAUAAUGCAGUGAAGGUAGGUUCGGGGAGCUUUCGCAAAGAAUUGUUCUACCCACACGGCAUAAUAAGUGAGAUUGGUUCAUGAGCAUGCUCAAGCUACUGUCUCGUUUUACAGUGCUCGUAUCACAGCAUUGCCCAUAUUGAGUAUACUCCGACACUUGCAACAAUUGCACUUUUUUUUUUUCUUUUCUUCUUUUCAAACCAGACAUUCCUGUUUCACCAGAUCACCUUUCUAAAUGCCUGUGGGGUGCAAUUAAAAAUCUCUAGAACAAAAGCAUGCAUCCCCUUUUCUCCUCUCUUCCAUCUUAACAGUUUUUCUUGUUUGUAUUGAAUUCUUGUAAAUCUACAUGUACCUUAUGUCUCUUAUACAGACGGAUUAUUUUACACUGUUACCUGGAAAAAAAACAAAACAAUCCUGUUUCUAAAGCAAAGAUUUAGUAAAGUGUCCAUAAGCCCCACCACAUCUUUUCUGAUUAGCUUCUACUUAUCAGCUAAUCCCCACCUUUUGUUCUGGGGCCAUAGGAGUCCACUCAAACUAUACUUCUCGCAAGCACACCUACAUACAAUAAUUUUUCAUGGAUUCAUAUGUAUUGUCUGCACUAAACAGCAUUAUUGUUUCUGAUGCUCAGCGUUGUAUGAUUUGUCCGGCAUUAUUGCCUGUGAUUUAAAUUAGCUUUAAACUCCUAAACAAUUUCAUCUUGUUCAAAAAUUGAUGGUCUUGAUGUUUGGUGUCAUCAUGUAAAUCAUGGUGAGAAGUAUUUGAUUGAUGGAGUGCACACAUACCAUCUUUAUGGAUUUAUUUUUUACUUUAGAGUGUUUCUCACAUUUUUGACAGGUGUAGAGUUUAUCAUCUUAAAUGUACGCUGGUUUUGUCCUGCAGGCAUGCGAUGUGUGAAAUUACAUGUUGUAAGGUGUUCACAGCCUGUUGCACUCUGCAGGGCAGGGAGUGUCUUGCUCCACACCCAUUGUAUUCUAUUUCACAUUGGAGAAUAGACCGUAACGAGGACAGGACAAUAUUUGGCAAACAGAAAGUAUUAACCCCUUAGCUUUAAGCGGGUUAGGUUUGUAUGGACAGAUAAAAAGGGAGAAAGACAUAAAAUGGUGACAAGUGUAUUAUGGGAAAUAAUGCGGUCUAUUUGUUUCUGGAAAACUCAUAAACCAUAAUACCAAAUAUAGUUUGUUUGUCUGCAGAGCCUUGAGUAGUCUUUUGGUGAUUUUUUUUUUUUUUUCUUUUUCUUUUUCUUAGUGUUCAGUUAUGCAAUAUUUAUAAAAAUAAUAACAUUAAGAAGCUUGUGUAAUGAUGCAAAAUCAGACACAGCAAAAAACACAUUGACAUUCAAGACAUACAUGGGCUAAUACACACCAAUAUGCCUUCUACAGAAGAGGUGCUCACAUACACUUUGACUACGCAAGAAAAGAGAAUUGAGCCUUGUUCCUCUUACCAUGAUUAUUCUUGCCAGUAACUGCUGUUAGGCCAGAUUAAUCGACCACAAUUAUUUUAUUCAAAUUUGAGGAUGGUUGCAUUUUAGUUUGAAGUUUAAGUUGAUGGUUUCUCUGUUGCAAUUGGUGAUGUUUAUAUUAACUGAAUUGGCUACUACCGUGUUUCCCCGAAAAUAAGACCUACCCCGAAAAUAAGCCCUAGCUGGAUUAUCGGGGUGGGCUGCAAUAUAAACCCUACCCCGAAAAUAAGACCUAGGCAGGGCCGGCGGCUGCCGGCCCUUUAAAUGGGUGUGCACUUCCUGUCAGUCCGGCCGGGUCGCGGACCGGAGAGGAGCUCGGCCACGCUACAGGGGAGGUGAGGAGAAGAUUGGAGGGAGGGGGGAUAAUAUUACUGGGAGGGAGGGGGGGAGUAUUACAGGGGGAGGAGGGGAGGGGAGGGAGGGAGGGGGAUAAUAUUACAGGAGGAGGGGAUAAUAUUACAGGAGGGGGGGGGUAACUGGGAGGGAGGGGGAGAGUAUUACAGGGAGGGAGUGGAGAAUAUUACAGGGAGGGAGGGGGAGAUAAUAUUACAGGGAGGGAGGGGGGAGAUAAUAUUACAGGGAGGGAGGGGGGAGAUAAUAUUACAGGGAGGGGGGAGAUAAUAUUACAGGGAGGGAGGGAGGGGGGAUAAUAUUACAGGGAGGGAGGGGAGAAUAUUACAGGGAGGGGGAGGUGAGGGUCUCUGGGGGGUUACACAGCGCGGACACCGGCUGACAGACUGGCUCUAAGCCCUACCCUGAAAAUAAGCCCUAGUGUGUUUUUUGUGACUAAAAUUAAUAUAAGACCCGAUCUUAUUUUCGGAGAAACACGGUAGUUUACACUCUUUAUUAAAAGAUUACCCUACACACAGUGGGUUGACCACACAAAAUCUAAUAUUGUGUGACCUUUCCUUCUUCUGAAAGGCAUAAAUGAUCACACUUCAGGCACAGUAGAUUGGAACGUUUCACACAAAAACUCUGAAAAAUGCAGUUUACUUUUUCUUUACCAUCGGCAGGUACCUUCCAAAUCACUUGACAUGAAGAUGAAGUUUGUCUGCAGCCUAUGCCUGCGCAGUGGGCGUGAGAUUGAGGCAGAUCGGGAUGGAAAGUACUGCAAUGCAAAAGCUAGGCACAGGUAUAAUGCGCUUCUUUGUUUGCCACAGUGUAAAUAGGUGGCAUAAGGCGUGCGUCUUUUUGUUAUCACUUGGAUUACAGGCAUUGGGCCCAAUAAAAAAUAAUCAGGGUUUUGUUUUCUGUUUUUUUUCCCACAUUGUAAUGAAUGAAAAUAAAUUCUUUUGUUUAUUUUUAAUUUAAUUUGCUUUAUGGUUGCUGUAGAUACUGUUCUUCUGUUUCAAUAGUGUUUUGGUGGCUAAGCAUGGUUAUUUAACAGAUCUUUUUCAGCACCUUUACUCAUGAACUACUAUGGAAUGACUUGUGUGUAUAAAAAUAAAAUAAAAAGUCUUACUGAUUGAUCUUCCAUUGUUUGACAGCUGGACAAAAGACAAGCGAGUCCUGCUUGUGAUGUCAAAGUCCAAGAAAAAAUGGGUUCCCAUCAGACCCCUGCCAUCAAUUCGAUUGUUUCCACAGCAAUAUGAGGUAAAUGUGUGGUUGGUAGCAGAUCUAAGGUGUUAUAUUAAAAUAAUACUGCACUUUGCAAUAGUGGUUAGAGCAAUGCUUAAAGGAACAUGCCAAGUACCAUAACCACUAUAGCUCACUGUAAUGUUUAUAGUGAUAGAAGUGCUUUGGCUGCCUUCCCAGUGUAAUUUGUCAAUGUUUUAGAACAUUGUAGCUGAGAAUGUUCAUUUAAAGGGACACUACAGUCACCAGAACAGCUAAAGCUUAAUGUAGUUGUUCUGGUGAGUAUAGGAAGUUCCUGUAGGCUUUUUGAUGUAAACACUGUAAGAAAAAGGGUCAGGAAUACAUGUUUGUGUUCUUGACCCCCUGUGUUUCGUAAAUAAUACAAUACUUGUACAGCCAAUACAAAGAAUGGGUUUCUCUUGUGAUGUAUUUGGACAAGGAGGUGGGCUUAUGCCUGCAGAUAUUUUGGUGGUUGGUUUGUUAAUUGUGGCUGUAGGCCAGAAAUAGAAAUCUAGAUGGAGAAACCCCUAUGCAUGUACAUGUUUAAGUUUUUGAAGAUUCAAUUUAAUUGUAUGUUCAUGAUGAAACAGAUUGGGGUUUUUUUUGUAUUUAGCUGUGAUAUUUUUGCAAUUUCUGCUGGGAGUUUUUGUUUGUUUUGUUUUUUCUUCUUCUGCUCUGUAUUUCAAAUGUUACUACAACUCCACACUUCAUUCUUGAGCCUUUUUUGCUGGCAUUAAGUUGUUUCUCCAAUGAUAAGGAUGUGCAGAAUUAAAUUAGAAUCUGAGAACAUGUGUUACAACAAUACAUCACUAUUAACUCCACAUCUGCAUUUUUUUCUCUUUCACUCAAAUAGAUCUGUGUUCAUGUACAGAAUGGGAAGAAGUGUCAGUAUAUUGGCAAUUGCUCGUUUGCACACAACACAGAGGAGAAGGAUAUCUGGACAUUUAUGAAGGAGAACAAAGGUUAGACAUCUUGUGAAUGUAAACAUUUAAGCGAGAAACUCGUAAUUCUAGCAUUUAUUACAUUGUGAGCAUUUCAGAACUCCCUACCUUACAGUGAGGAAAAAAAAGUAUUUGACCCCAUUUUCUUUUUUUUUUUUUUCUUUUUUUUUUUUUCAUUUCUUUAUUUUUAUUGUGCACGAGAAGGCAAGUAACAGUCUUCUCUGACUGCCUCUCUGCUAUUUCUAACUGGAUGGCUGCCCACUUCCUUAAACUAAACUUGACCAAAACUUCUGGUCUUUCCUCCCUCAAAUGUUUUUACUCCUGUGUCUGUCUCCUUCCAAGUCAACGGUGCUACCAUCAGCUCCACCACGCAGGCUCGCUGCCUAGGUGUUCUCUUUGACUUCUCCUUCAAGCCUUAUGUUCAAUCUAUUGCGAAAUCCUGUCAUUUCCAUCUCAAAAACAUUGCGCAUCUGCCCCUACUUAACGCCAGAUGCGACUAAGGUGUUGGUCCAUUCCACUGUCCUUUCUCGCCUUGACUACUGUAAUCCGCUUCUCAGUGGUCUUAUGUGCUCCCAACUUGCGCCGUUACAGUCCAUAAUGAAUGCGGUGGCGAGGCUCAUCUUCCUGUCCGCCCGCACCUCCCAUGCCUCACCCUUCUGUCAGUCUCUUCCUAUAAAAUAUAGAGCUCAAUUUAAAAUUCUGGUUCAUGCUUUCAAAUCUCUACAUAAUGCUGCUCCCACCUAUCUAUCCUCCCUUAUAGACAAGUUUGUCCCGUCUAGGCCCUUACGAUCUGCUGAAGACUUACGUCUAUCUUCUGUCCGUACUCACACCUCUGAUGCUCGCCUUCAAGAUUUCUCAAGGGCUGCACCGUUCCUGUGGAACUCGCUUCCCUCCUCUGUUAGAUGCUCACCCAGUCUCCACUCCUUCAAAAAAUCAUUACAAACCCACUUCUUCAUAAAAGUGUAUCAAUUAAACUGUUAAUAGCUCCUGACUGAUUCCUCUUCUGCAACUGUCACUAGUCUUAUACUAUCUUUACCUUUUUGUGUCAUUUUACCCCAUGCCCUCUAGCAUGUAAGCUUAUUGAGCAGGGCCCUCAACCCCUCUGUUCCUGUGUGUCCAACUUGUCUGGUUACAACUACGUGUCUGUUCGUCCACCCAUUGUAAAGCGCUACGGAAUUUGACAGCGUUAUAUAAACAUAAUAAUUAUAAUAAUAUGCCACAACAGCAGUAACAGACUACGAGAGAAAACCAGCACAUUUUUUAGUAAGGCAUUCAGGUUAGGUUUGCAAGAGUACACUUCUAUGAGAUGAACAGGCCAAAAAACUUAAAGGAAACAAAGAUAAAUAAUCCGUCGUGAUUCAAUGGAAUGUAACAUUAAGAAAAUAUGCCCCCGGUGUGUUGUAUAACAAGCAGAAUAUGUGAGCACCACAUAUUAAAACACCCCAGCUAGCAAAUUACAUCCACAGGCUGUGUGUAGACAUGUAAAAGGGGUCUCCACUUUCCCGUUAUAGGAAUGGUGCAGUGCCACACGACAUUCAGCUUGCCCAGUGUCAAUAUAAGCUGUGAGUUCCCUGUGCCUAGCUGCUGCCAUUUCCGGCCUACUUCCUUCUGUGCGGCCACAUGCUUGCCUUGAGGGUAGAUGUAGCUGAUGCUGAUCUGCUCUUCACCUUCCUUGAGGUAGGUCAGGAAGGCAUUCACCGUCUCGGACUGGUUUUAUGGCGUCGGGAACUGUGGAGCGAUCUUUAAGGUGGUGCAGGAGCCUUGGGUUUUCCUGUCACUCAGCUUCCUCCAGAAGGCGGCAAACAGUGCAUCUAGCCUCUGUAGGAUGUUGGGCACCUCUCCCAGGGGAUCCGUGGUACACGCGGCUUCCGCCAUCUUGGAAGAUUUACACUGGAGCCGUCUGUAACUGAGGAACAGCCACGGAGCACUGAUAUAGUAGGGCAACUAUUGGGGUGAGGACUGGGAUAAACGCCAGGAACAGGGCUGAAGGUGGGGGUCAACGUGUGUCCAGCAACUUGCUGUUUGGGAGAGCGUCCACCUCUCCCAACCGCCUUCAGCACUAGGCUGCAGAAAGCCCCCCCCGGAUCACCAGCAAGAUGUCAGGGCACUACAAGUAACCUCCGCUCAGCAGGUGACUAGCAGGAUUGAACUUAGACAGAAUAAUUGCCCUGAGAAGCGAUGGAAUCAAAGGAUUCCUUGACUAGGCGAGGAGCUCUAACCGAACGCGUUCUGCCACCAUAAGUCAAUGAGAAAAAACUGUUAAAAUACACCUACCAUUAAAAUUAUAGACUUAUUAAUUCUUUGUCAGUGGACAAACGUUCAGAAUCGGCAGGGGAUAAAAUACUUUUUUUCCCUCACUGUGUAUUCCUUGUAUGCUCACAUCAUCCCUGUGUUGUAGAGCCAGUUAAAGUGGUUGAUUUGUAUAGACCAAAAAUAAUGGACAAUCAUUAAGGGAAUUCAACCUUUAAAAAAAAAAAAAAAAAGUCAACUGUGGUGUGAAUUGUUAAUUUUUACCUGUUAUGACAUGUCUCCGAAUGAAAUGAUCUUCCCAUAAUACAUUGCUCGGUGUUAUGCAUGCACCCUUUUUUCAUAACUUGCUGUGAGUAGUUGGUUCCACUCCAAACAUCCCAUUGUUUAGUGCAUAAACUCAAGAGUCCAUCUUCACAGUGCCCUGCAUACUUCUAGCAAAGUCUUUGUAAACGUUGAACAGAUGAAAAGGGGUAGGAGGAUUAUAAAUCUGUUAAAAAUGAUCUAACCAAUUUAACUUAAUUGUGUAGACUUAAUGAAUAUUGGGUUCAGCGUGAUUGGUGUUGCUUUUAUAAGCUUCAGUAACAUUUACCACUGCCUCUCAAACAGUAGCAUAUUUCCGUGCUCUCCACUGUUUUAUGAAUACAUUAUAAUAUAGGGCUAUCGAGCAGAGUGACUUGCACUGCUAUAUUUUAAUCAUGAAAAGAUUGUGUAAAUGUGCUGUGUGUCACUGCAGUGUUUAACCCUUUAAAGGGAUGCUGAUAAGCCCUAGAGCACUUAAGCUAAUUGUAUGUCCCAGGUUCAUAAAAGUGACCAUUUUUAAUCUGCAGAAUUCAGCACUUUUAUUGAUGAUUUGUGACAAUUUGGGAACUGCCCCCCAUGGCAGUCAAGCUGACAGCCAAGAGGCUUCCUAAUGUGUGUUUGUGUGUGUCUGUGUCUAUAUAUUCACAUAACGUGUCUCUAAGUGUGCUGUGAAGUCUCAAAAAGGUACAACUCAGGGAUUUAUUUAUUUACCAUAUGCCUUUUAUUACUCUAGGUAAUUUCUAACGUAAUAGCCACUUUAAAAAAAAAAAAAAAAAAAGUGUCUUCUUACAAUGUUUCAGCAUAUAUUUAGUGGGUUUAUUUUUGAGAAAUAUAAAACAUUUCCCAUGAUUGUAUACGUAUGAGAAUCUAUUAAGGGCACUUACAUUUCAAAGUGAUGGAAAAAUUGUGAAGUUCAGCAGUAAAUUUGUAUGAUUCAUCCCCAUGAUAACACUGAAAUAAAUAAACGUAGGCACUCUCUCCGCAUGUACUUCCUUAUUUCUAAAGAUACUGUAUAAUUAUCAUGACAAUAGAGAGUGCAAAGUAUAUCUCUCAUACUUCUAUGAUAUAGAGCCUUUAGGUGAUACUGUAGGCCUAAGGAACACUCCAAACAGAGUGUCACCUCCUUGUCGCCCGGGGGGCUGUCCCUGCCGUCCAGUGAGGACCCAGCCACCAACUGAGCCCUAAUAGCAGGCUCGUACCUCAGCAGGGGGGGAGAUAUGAGAAGGGGUAUGCCAAAAGGGGUCAUUAGCGAAACACUGUUAUAGAAACAAAUGUUUGUACUGUUACAUAUUGUCAAACCACAAAACUAAAUAAAGAAUGUCAAAAAAAAAAAAGUGUUGAUUUCAAGAGAAAGCAGCACUUUUUUUAAACUUGCAAAUUUGCACCCUACCUUCUGCCAGACAGCUGGGAGUGUGCUCUUCCUGAUUGCAUUGUGCCAUAGCACAAACUUGAAGCAUAUGCUUCUCCUUGCGAGGUAUUGCAGAUACCAUGCAUGAGUCCUGCCACGCGAUAAUGCUGUGUGAGAAUUAUCGGGCUGAAGAUCUCCCGGGAGGUUGAACAGAGCUGCAUUGUGGGACAAUCUCACCACUGGAGUAGAGGUCAGGGAACCCUUAAUUUAUAGAUAUAGAGAGGAAGAAGGUUCAGAAGACACCUAAACACUCCAUUGUUAUAAAUCGACAAUGUGAAACUUACAGAUUGCAUUUCAUUGCCUUCUGCCCACAAGUGGGAUUAAGCAAGAAAUAAAAAAACUUAUUCUGGAGUGGUUAAUUUAUUACAAUACAUAAAUAUGUUCUCAAUAAAAUGAGAACUUUUUAGCAAAAUCCCUUUAAAAAUCAUCUUAUGAUCUGAUGUUAUGUGGUGUAUCCCACUCCAAAGAGCGGGGGAACCGAAGCCAAAAUAUGUAUCCGCUUUUGCCAGUUAUCUUUCUGAAAGCUUUCUGCAUGUUAUGUGCAUCCAUGGAAACAUUUGUUGGUGAUACCUAAUAUGAGACACUUGGGAGUUGGGAUGCACACAUCCUGGGGCCAUAUGUGAUUCCUCAAAUGUAUCUAAUUCUUGUUUUGUUUUUUUCUUUACUCCCUUUUUUUUUAUUUUUGCAUUUUGUGUCAUAACCAUGUGUUGAAGAUUUUAGAUUUUUUUUAAUGGUUAUUUAGAGAAUGUACUCCAUCUUUUUUUGGUUUUGUUUUUUAUCAUUGUAAUGUGUUAUCAUGCUGAGUCAACCUUGUCUCUCUCUUUAAAGUCCUGGAUCUCCAACUGAUUUUUGACUUGACUAUGAAGAACAAUUGCUCAGCAGACAAAGCUGCAAAGGGGGCAUCAGCACCUCAGAAGGAAACAGAGAAGCAGAUCUUGAUGCCCACCGAUUACGCAGAUCUUAUGGUAAUUUUCCUGAUGGUCCAGCUCACCUGUAUAUACUGUAAGGCAGGACAUGCAACCUUUAAACCAGGAACACGGGCAGACUGCUUAAAUAUAAGCAAGGUUUAUUUAAGAUUUAUGCAUAUAUCGCUUAAGUAUAUUUGCGACAGAAGUUAAAAUAAUCUGAAGAAUUCUAGAUUCUAGGGUAGUGGAUUCCGACUACUCGAAGCACACCAAAGAUCUAGUUUUUCUCAGUAUCCUCCCUGGAACAGAAUUGGGAAAUGCAAAAUGAUGGGCUGAUGUUUCUUAGAGAGUAAUUGUUACUUCCUUAACUUUAGCACAGAUUAAUUACUAAUUAGAACAUAACUAUUGCUUGUUUUUUUGUUGUUUUUUAUUAUAUUUUAUUAUUUCAAUUUACAUGGCAACCGGCAACUGCGAUCGGAGUUAUUCACUGAGUGCAAGUGACGUGAGGGAGCUUACCGCAACCUAUUCCUCUUUGGGAGGUGCAGACCACAUGCUCCCUUACUAUAGUGAGGUGGUGCCUAUUAUGGUGCUGCAGAGUAACCCCAACUCACGUACACUGUGCCCAUGGUGCAUAUACCCCCAGGGACUCUUGAAUCAGGGCAAUAGAAAGCAUUAUGAGGACAGAGGAGAAUACAUACUUUGAUUAGCUUUUAGUUCAUAUGUUUCAGCAAAAGGAAUGGCCUGGAUGCAUUUAUAGUCCUAAAGACAGCCAUACUGUAUUGAUGUGUGCUGUGGCAAACUGAACUUUCUAAAUACACGACCAUACCUUGAUCGGAAAAAUAAAAUUUGAGAGUGGAGCAAAUGUAGUAUUUACAACCUGGAUUUAAAUCUUAUGCACAAACCAAAUUAAGGGAUAGUUUAGAUAGUCAGAUAUGUAUACAUUGUGCUCUCUAGAAAAAGUAGUUUUGUUGCUUGUAAUGUGAGUUCCAAUAGUAUGUUACUAUAUUUAAUACACACUGUUGCCCAUUCUAAUGAACCUGAACAAUUCAUCCAGCAGAGUCUAAUAUUUUCUUUCUCUUUCAUCUCUUCCGUUAAAGGCUGGAUUUCACUGCUAUCUGUGUGGCAAAAACAGCAACAGUGAAAGGCAAUGGCAGAAGCACAUCCAGUCUGAAAAGCAUAAGGACAGGGUUUUCACACUGGAGAAAGAGGAAAGUACCUGGAAGUUCCGUUUCCCUGCCGGAGAGUUCAAGCUGUGUGAACGGUGAGCCUAUGCACUCCUACGCAAUCUUUCCUUUCAUAAAGGACUUUAACACAGCUUCCCAAACCGUUUCAAAUUAUCAUCAUAUUGGCAAGCUAUAGUAAAUUUAGCUGUAAUGCUAAAGAUCAGAAUGUUUUUUUUUUCUUUGACAUUGCAUUGCUUGCUUUUACAUGCUCCGUAACCAUUUCUGAUUAGAACAUUAAAUAUAUGUAACUGAGUUCAGUAAUUCCCAUUAUCUCUUUGUCCAGAGUAGAACCGGUUGUUAGUAGUGGUUGUUGAUUUUGAAUGUCCAGUAUGAUGAAAGCAAUCUGGAUUUUCAAGUUUGUCUGCAAAACAAUCUAUACACCAAAUAUAUCUGUAUUAAACAUGCCAGCUAUGCAUCCCAUGCUUAGAUUACUUAUUAUGCUAGUAUUAUUUAAAUCAAAAGGUGCUUGGGAAUGAAAGGGUUAAGAUGUAGUGUGUGUACGUUUCCUGCUCAGGGGACCAGUUUAUCCAUUGAUCCUCCUGAUCUGCUUAAUUUACAAAGGAGACAGCUUGUAACUCGUGGGAACUACAUAACCAGUCAUAGUCUUGGUUACUGGGUCACCAAAGCAUUUAUUGUUUAUCAUGUUUUGUGCUGGCAAGUAGACCUAUUAUUUUACUUGUAAUAAAUAAUUUUACUAAUAAUAAAGUCUGUUCACUGAGAGAGAGCUGCUUGAUGCCAGAGAGCCACAUGGAAUUACCUACAAUUAAUUGAUCAAUCACAUCUUCUCUUCUGCCCUCAAAGUAUAAAGAUCAAUUCACCCUGGCAAUGCUUGAUAUUCAGUUAGUGAUUUAUUUUACCAGCUACCUUUCAGACCAAAAACAAAUGAUGUAUUGGUUUUGAGCAAUUUAAAGGGACACUAUAUUCAUCAAAACAACUUCAGCUUAAUGAAGCAGAUUUUGUGUAUAGAUCAUUCCUCUGAAAUUACACUGCCAAAUUAGGAGUUAAAUAACUUUUUUUUUCUGUUUAUACAGCCAUAGCCACACCUCUCCUGGCUGUGACUGACAAAGCCUGCAUUAAAACAAAAUGGUGUCAUUUUUAGUCAGAUGUUACUUUAAAUGUUUUUAUCUCCUGCUCAGUAAAUUGAGUGUUAAUUGCAUACAGGAGGCUCCUGCAAGGUCUAGCAAGCUAUUAUCAGAGCAGGAGAAAAUAAAUUUGAAAUUAAACAUACUUAGCAAAAGGAAGUGUAAACUUUAGAUGACCAUCUGCAGCAGGGGUAGUCAACCUGGUCCCUACCGCCUGGUUUGGGAUUUCAGGUGGGCGGUGGUGGGUUCUGCAGAAAACGCCCAGUGGACCUUGAUGGCCGUGGACCAAGGCCGGCAGGGGAGAUCAUUUCAUCUCCCUUGCCGGCCCAUGCAGAGCCAGUCUUGCUGUAAUCACUUAGUUUCAGCAGAGGGAGGGAAGGGCCUGGGAGGCUCUGUAUUCCUCCCGCGAGCAGGCUGGUCAGAGCGUUGCCGCGUGUUACCAUGGCAACACUCAGAUACAGCCCUGUGCUCACAGUAGGACAGGCGAAUAAGCCUGCAGCUGGAGGAGCUGCAGGCUAAAGUGAACAUGCCACCACGGAACCACCAGGUCUGGGAGGGGGAGGCAUUAAGAUAGAUUUUUCACAUCUCACAAACCUACACACAGCAUAGACCCUAUGCACCCUUCACACACAAACACACACUGCAACACACACCACCUCACAAACACACAUCGAAAAAAGUAGAAUAGAAAAAUCGAAAAAAAUACGUACAUUUAAGUAUGUAUUUAAAAUAAUAAUAAUCGCACUUGCGCUAUAAAAUUAGUUACUGCGGCACUGGUGAGCGGUAAGGAAAUGUUACCAUCAGCAAAUAUACAAAAGGGGGCAGUAGGUAUUAAAAGGUUGACUACCCCUGCUCUACAGGAAGUGUAUAGUGUCCCUUUAAAGCAAAUUAAUGAUAGACAAAAAAAAAAAUCAUGCACACACUUUAGUUUCCUAAAGUGUUCUUAAUCUGGCUUUCAUGUCCUCAUAUGUUGUAUGAUGUCUAGAAUAGGUGCUGUUUAUAUUGUAGGACUGUAUUUUGUAUCAUGCCCAUAAGCCAUUGGUUUUAUAUGACACUGUGUGUUUUCAUUCGUGAAGAAUGACCAUUCUUUACUGACUUCAUGUUUUAGGUACGAAGAGACCAAGAGUUGUCCAAAUGAGGCCAAUUGUCCAUUUGCUCACGGCCAGGAAGAACUGAAAGAAUGGCUGGAGAGAAGAGAAUUCUUGCAACAGAAGGUUACCAAAGCACGCAAGGACAUGCUGCUGGAGCAAAGUGACUCUGACUUUGGCAAAUACACUUUCUUGCUGAAGGAUGUGGCCUGA
Molecule: messenger RNA, 64335 nt
Organism: Pelobates cultripes (western spadefoot toad)
Lineage: Eukaryota; Metazoa; Chordata; Amphibia; Anura; Pelobatidae
Source: the annotation of a GenBank genome assembly